Podarcis lilfordi (Lilford's wall lizard) is the source of this 68672-nucleotide messenger RNA. Lineage: Eukaryota; Metazoa; Chordata; Lepidosauria; Squamata; Lacertidae. The record is from the annotation of a GenBank genome assembly.
CUCCUGUGUUUACAUCCCACAGAACCAAGGUGUGUCCACCCUUACAUAGACAUUUUUAAUUGCCCAGCCUGGAGUCCAAGACCACCCCCAGAAACAUCAUACAUCCAUCCAUCACAGAAGAGGUGUAGCCCAAGACCACCCCCCAGAUAUAUUAAAUAGUGGGUGGACAUAGCAGAUGACACAGAGAUUUCUCCAAGUAGUUCCUUAUAAGUAAGCUGGAACUGAACUGAACAGCAAACCGUUCAGCAGGCCUGCUUUUAUAGGCAGUCGACUGUCAACAUUGUAACAACAACAACAACCCAGGUUUUCCCGCCUAAAUUAACUGACGUGGACCUGAGUGAAAACUAUAUACACGAUACCCCUGGUGGCCAGGGUGAAAACUUCAAUACAUAACAAAAUGCAUCAUACCUACAUCACAGAAAAGGCAGUCUACAGCAGAAAUCUGAGUGCGUUGUUUAUCUCCUGUCUGGCAAGUUACCUGAUUGCAUUAUCUGGAUUUUGGCCACUCUUUUGUUAUUAUAACUACUUAAUUCCUGAAUCUAGGUCACAGGUCCACACCCUGUUCAUAUCUUGAAUGUGCCCUGAAGACAGGAUCUGUGAGGAAAGAGACAAUGGGGAGGUUUCCCACUUUGACCUGGCAGAGAAAUAUUUGAGGUCAAUUUGUUCAGGACCUAAUCUGUGGGGUUGCAGACAUGUGGUUUAUAUAUACAGUUAUGAACAUUUUUUUUAAUAUGACCUUAAAAUUCUUAUAACAAUAGCACUUUAAAUUUAUGGAGUGGAUGUGGCCUUGGAAAGUUGCUAGUACCAUAAGAUGUGCUGCCUCAUGAAGGGAUUUAUCUGAGCACAAUAAAAGAUUUUGGUUCUUUAGGGGCCUUUUCUCUAAGUGUCCUCCCUCCAAAACAAACAAACAAACAAACAAACAUCCAGUCCCCUUCUCUCUUUCUUUGAUCCUGAGAAUUUUGGUAGGCCAUUUUCACCCAGACCUACAAAAUAACCUUUGGAUGUGGAGUGUGACGCUUCCAUCUCCGUCCACAAGAUGGAACUGGGAGAGAGAAGAUCUGUGGGAUUCUCUCUGCUCAGUCAGAGGAGGAGAAGGAGGGAAUUGUGAGCGGCUCUUUAGAGCCUGGGAUUGUGUCAAGACAUUUCAGUGGCUUCUUUGAGACUGAUCAUGGCUGGGGUUAUCUGGUGUCUGGCUUUGGUUUGGCUGGGCCUGCAUCUGACCAUGGGGGCCAUGGAUUCAUGCUAUGAUGCCCAUGGACGGGCACAGCGCUGUAUGCCCAUCUUUGAGAAUGCCGCAUUUGGGAGGCGUGCGCAGGUGUCCAACACAUGUGGCUCCCCACCAGAGGAUUACUGUCUCCAGAUGGGAACACGAGACUCCACCACACUCUGCCACCGCUGUGAUGCCGGCAGCGAUGUGCUCCACCACAACGCCACCUACCUGACAGACUUCCAUAGCCAGGAAGAGCCCACGUGGUGGCAGAGCCAGUCCAUGGCCUUUGAGGUUCAGCACCCCAACUCAGUCAAUAUCACCCUUCACCUGGGUAAGUUAGAGUGACCUUGUUUUUCUCCCUUCUCCCCUCUCCCCUGCAAACUGCAGAAAUUAUUUUUUAAGAUGCAGCAGCCAAACGUUACAUUGAAAGCACAUUUUCACCUCCAAAAACUCCUGGGAACUGUUGUUUAUCCUUCACAGAGCUAGAACUCCCAGCACCCUUAAACUACUGUUCCCAAAUUUCUUGGGUGUGCGUGUGCUUUAAAUGAAUGAUGUGUACACAGCCUUAAUUCAGCAUCACAUGCAGGCACGCUGGCAGGAUGAAAUUCAGGGAUGAGUGGGGUGAUCUCUCCUACCUAUAUCUGAAAGGGUAAAACCCUCCUCAGCCACUUUCCCUUAUUGUUUUUAUCUGGGGGUCUCAGCAUUUAACCUUUUAUUUCUGUUAGGUUAGGGCAAUGGAAUUAUUUAGAAAAUCAACUUGCAAUAAGCUUCUAAAGUUUCUAUUUUAAUUCAAAUAAACUACCCCAUAUGUGCCCACUUGACAGCUGCAAUCAGUGGAACUGGCACUUUUAGAAUUGCCACAUAAUGUUCAUUCCGUGGCUGAAAGGAAUGGGAUCUUUUAAGGCCUCAUUUGCACUAUACAUUUCGUUGCGUUUCACACCACUUCAAACAGAAUCCUGGAAAAUGUAAAUUGUUAACAGAGCUGAGUUUUGUUAGGAAGCCCCCUUUUCCCUCCCAGAGCUACAAUUUCCAGAGUGGUUUAACAGCCAAGCCCUCUUCCCACGGAACUCUGGGAAUUGUAGCUCUGGGAGGGGAAUAGGGAGGUCUCCUAACAACACUCAGUACCCUUAAGAAACUACAGCUCCCGGGUUUAUUUGGCUUUUUAAAGCACUAUGAUACUCCUUGAAACCUGUAGUGCAAAUGAGGCUCUAGUUUAUGGAACUCCCUGCCUAUGGAUGUCAGAUAGGUAUCCUUGAAUGUUUUUAGCACCUGCUAAAGGUCUUUGGCGGUUCGAAUCCCGUUGCUCGGUCCCUGCUCCUGCAAACCUAGCAGUUCAAAAGCACGUCAAAGUGCAAGUAGAUAAAUAGGUACCGCUCCGGCGGGAAGGUAAACGGCGUUUCCGUGCGCUGCUCUGGUUCGCCAGAAGCGGCUUAGUCAUGCUGGCCACAUGACCCGGAAGCUGUACACCGGUUCCCUCGGCCAGUAAAGCAAGAUGAGCGCCGCAACCCCAGAGUCGGCCACGACUGGACCUAAUGGUCAGGGGUCCCUUUACCUUUACCCAGCCAUGUAGUUUUAUAACAAACAUUUGUUUUUAAAUCUGCUGACUUUGCCUAUAUUUUGAUCAUUUCAUUAUGUCAACUUAAUAAAUAUUUUAUACCAUCUUAUGUAAACCGCAUAGAAAUAAUGGGUGAUAGUCAACUAUUUUUUCCUCAGGGUAGACCUGUUAAAAUGUUCAUCUCUAUAGGUUUGCUCUGAGUAAAACAUCAUUGAAUACCAUCCAUUUGUUUGUUAUCAACGGGUUUGUAAAACACAUAUCUAUGCGUAGUACUGCGAUUAACAAAAUAGGUAUUUUAUAUUUUGGCUUCCACCUUCAUCAGAUACUCUGCUAAAAAAUGAAAUUAUAUUGUUUCCAAAGUGGCAGUUAUGGAGCUUUGAGGAUGGAACAUUCAGAUUGGCUUUGUUUGAUGAAGCAAAACGAUGUUGGUACUAUUCUCGAUAUUGAGGCCUGCUAACAUGUCCUGCAGUGUGUACAUGCAGAUAGACAGCUAUAGAUAUAGGAAGUGCUUUUAUGGGUGGGGAAAAAAAUGAGACACUGGUACUCAUAUGUUGAUAAAAGUGCCAUAGAUGCCAAUGCAAGAUCGCUGCCAUGAGCAAGAGGUUAGGGCCCUCUGUGGUGAAUAUCACCACCCAAAAAGCAUUGGAUAUAAACAUAUACGUAUCCAAUUUUAGUUUUAUUCAGAGCAGACCCAGAGGAAUUAAUGAACAUGACUAACAUAGGUCCGUUCAUUUUGGCAGGUUUACUAUAAGCAAAGCUGAAUUAGAUACAAUCUCUUGCAUUUAAUAUUUUGAAUAGCACAGCUGGAAACACUGGUAGAUUUUAGAUACUGGCAAAUAUUCAUAUAGGCUCUAUUUCUGUUUUGGAAUGCAUGUGUUCAUGUUGCAAAAUGUGAACAUUGGAAGAGCUUGUGGUAUGGUACCAGUGACCCAUCUAGUGCACUAUCCUGUUCUCACAGUAGCCAACCAGACGUCUCUGGGAAGCCUGCAGCCAGAACACUAAUUUCACUUGCGAUUCCCAGCACUUAUGAUUCAGAGACAUAUUGUAUAAAGACUAAGGUCUUAGAAGUAAACUAUAGAUAAUAUUGUAGAGAUUAAGUCCUAAACCAUAUUUUAACUGCUGCCACAACUGUUUUGUUUAUUGUUAUAUUGAUUGUUAACUUAAACUUACUUUUAUUGUGUUUCUGAUUUGUUUAGUACAGUAUGUGAGUCCGGUCUGGGACCGUAAUAAAUUCAAUUCAAAUUCAGAGGCAUAUUGCUUCCACCUGUGACAGUGGACAAUAGUCAGCCUGAAAAAUUAGCAAGUAAUUGAAGUGCUCCUUAAAAUAAUUGUUGUUGUUGUUGUUGCAACUGAAGUGCUCCGUAAAAGAAUAACUGUUGCUGCUGUUGUUGUUAAUUUAUAUACCAGCUUAUUCCCUGACAGGGAUUCAAGGUGGCCUACAAAUAAAAAAGAGCUAAAAAAAUGUGUGUGGUCCAAAAGAAUUCUAGUGAAAAAGCUUGAAAAAUAGCAAUAAUCAAUCAAAUAUAAGCCCACUGUUAUAUACUGAGCUAAUGGCUUAUCUCCGACAAAAUAAUAAUUCCUCUCUGCUAAGAUGAACCUGUGCUGCCCUCCCUCCACACAUUACUAGACUCCAGCUCCCAUCAGCCCCAGACAGCAUGGCCAACAGUCAGGGAUGACGGACACUAAAGUCCAGUAACAUCUGGAGGUCCACAGGUUCCCUGUUACUGUGCUAAGGUCUUACCACCUUUCCCAAUAUUAACUGAGUUGUAUAUAUUGCUAUUUCUGGGAUACUAGAAUUUGUUAGUGAAUGUUAGCAAUAAAUGAAUAUUGGGCAUAUUGAAGGGAAGAUAACCGCUGCAGCAAUUCCCCUGAAAAGUGCCACACAUGGAAAUUCCUGGGUUUAGCCUAAGCAAACUAGUCUGGCUGGGUUGGUUGAAUGUAAACCAUUAUGAAACCAGGGCCAGGCAUCCACACAUCAAAGAAGGUGUCUGGGUCUGCACAAAACAGGGGUUGCAAAGGUAAUGGGGAGGGGCCUGAAUAGCAGUUGGCAUCCAUCUGUCUCGAGAGACAAUGGAGUGUACCUCCAGGGAUGAAGUCAAAUGGCUGUGUUAGCAGCACUGAAGUGACCUCCCUGGGGUGCAAGCCUGGGCAGUGUGUAUUGAGGUCCUGAACUGCCUAGAUGAGAAGACCACCCUCUUAAAGGUAAAGGGACCCCUGACCAUUAGGUCCAGUCGUGGCUGACUCUGGGGUUGCGGCACUCAUCUCACUUUAUUGGCCGAGGGAGCCAGCGUACAGCUUCCGGGUCAUGUGGCCAGCAUGACUAAGCCGCUUCUGGCGAACCAGAGCCGUUUACCUUCCCGCCGGAGCGGUACCUAUUUAUCUACUUGCACUUUGAUGUGCUUCCGAACUGCUACGUUGGCAGGAGCAGGGACCGAGCAACGGGAGCUCACCCCGUCGCAGGGAUUCGAACUGCCAACCUUCUGAUCGGCAAGCCCUAGGCUCUGUGGUUUAACCCACAGCGCCACCCGCGUCCCUAACCACCCUCUUAGCCUUGCCCUAAUGCCAUACAAGAAUAUAGAAGAAGGGUGGGGGGAGCUGACAGGAGGUGUUGCAAUUGGCUAUGUAUUCUGGGAAGGUGAAGAAGAAAAAAGAGAGAACACCAUCCAGGAGCAGGAGGGCAUCAGCUAUUAGGACUGGCUGGGGAGCAAGAACAAAGGUGUGGUGCUUAGGAUGGCUCUGUCUGCAGUGCUGGGCUGCUAUGAGAGCCAGUGUGGUGUAGUGGUUAAGAGCGGUAGUCUCGUAAUCUGGGGAACCGGGUUUGCGUCUCCGCUCCUCCACAUGCAGCUGCUGGGUGACCUUGGGCCAGUCAUACUUCUUUGAAGUCUCUCAGCCCCACUCACCUCACAGAGUGUUUGUUGUGGGGGAGGAAGGGAAAGGAGAAUGUUAGCCGCUUUGAGACUCCUUAAAAGGGAGUGAAAGGCGGGAGAUCAAAUCCAAACUCUUCCUCUUCUUCUUCUUCUUCUUCUUCUUCUUCUUCUUCUUCUAUGAAGGACAAAUGUCUCUUGAGAUGACAAUGCUGUAAGAUCUACACCCCCUUAAUCUAAACUCAGGUGUAAAGAUAAAAGUAAAAGGACCCCUGACCAUUAGGUCCAGUCAUGGCCAGCUCUGGGGUUGCGGCACACAUCUCGCUUUACUGGCCAAGGGAGCCGGUAUACAGCUUCUGGGUCAUGUGGCCAGCAUGACUAAGCUGCUUCUGGCGAACCAGAACAGCGCACGGAAACUGUUCCGGGCUGCUGAGACUGCCGCUGCUGCGUUUCCCGGGGACAUUUGAUGAAAUCCGGGGACAUUCUAGGGAUGGAAUUUUCCGGGGACUUAUUCACAAAUCUGGGGACUGUCCCCGGGAAACAGGGACAUCUGGUAACGCUAAUUAUAACUCCCACAUAAGUGGGGGGAUGACUGUAUAGUUACUAUAUAUUUGGUAACUAUAGCAAUAGCAACACACAUACCAUCUUGGUGCCUCGCUAGCUUUGAGCAAUUUCAUUAUAUCCUUAUAUCCUGUUGCCCUCCCAAAUCUUGGCUCCAUUGCAAUUAUGGAAUGAUCUCUGAUGACUGCUAAACAAAUAAGCAGUAACUGCUCUAGCCUGAAUCUCUGAGGACAAAUUUUUAUGUGUGUGUCUAUUUAGCAUGGUCUAGAUGGCAAAACUGGAGGGGGUGGGUGGAGGGUUGGAGGUUCAAGCGACGGCCAUCGAGUCCCAAGAGAAGAGAGGCCCUUCAGGCCAAGAGAGUUUGGAACAGUCUGCUUCUGAAAGAGGUCACUCCUUUCCCAACCCCCUGUGAACGCGCCCACAUCUGUUACAAAUUGACAGGAUGUUUGGACUGGCCAUUCUACUUAGGAUGAAAGUAGCUGGCCUAGCUCCAGUCUCUGACACCUCUGUUAAACCAGACUUUCCCCCGCUUGACCCAGUACUGUGUUUCAAGGAAAAGACAAUAUGUGUUUUAGAGACAGCUUCUCUAAAAGCCCUUGGACAUGACAUGAUAUGGGAGGACGGGGACAGGAAUGUGACUAUAGUCAUACCUCGGGUUGAAUACGCUUCGAGUUGAGCGUGUUUGAGUUGCGCUCCGCGGCAACCCGGAAGUAAUGGAGCGCAUUACUUCCGGGUUUCGCCACUUGCGCACGCGCAGACGCUCAAAAUGACGUCACACGCAUGCGCAGAAGCGGCAAAAAGCAACAUGCGCGUGUGCAGAUGUGCCGUCGCUAGUUAUGUUUGCUUCUAGAUGUGAACGGGGCUCCGGAAUGGAUCCGUUCAUAUUUAGAGGUACCACUGUACUAGGAACAAGAUGGUGUCCACUGAAGCAGAACUUGGUUGUCAUUUGUUUCUGUUACUCCUCCCUCACAGAAAAUCUGUUCCCAGAGGCCACAUUUACACCAUACAUUUAAAGCACUAUGAUACCGCUUUAAACAGAAACAGCUUCCCCAAAAAGAUUACGUGAACUAUAGUUUGUUAAAAGUGCUGAGAAUCUUAAGGUGACCCCUGUUCCCCUCACAGAGUUAGAAUUUCCCUGUGAAAAGGGAUUGACUGUUAAACCACUCAGGGAAUUGUAGCAGCAAAUUGUUUGGGCUUGCCCUGGAGGAACCUGUGGCCCUCAGAGUGUUGCUUGCUUCCAACUCCCAUGAGCUCCCACCAACAUGGUCAAUGGUGAGGGAUGAUAGGAGUUAUAGCCUGGCAACAUCUUAGUGUAGGAAUGUAGGCAAUCUAUGAUAGAUUGCAAUUCCCGCAGGCUCUGUUGGAGGUGGGAGAAGUACACAUUGUCCUAGCUGAAGAACAACACAUUUUCCGGCAACCGGAGCAAAUUGCAGUUGAGUCUAACAGUGGCAAAGUAAAUACCAUUGCUAUUUUUAAACAGGAUGUUGAAAACUCACCCAAACACACUACCACCUCCACAGAGGAAAGCUGGCACCUCUAUCCCCUGCUCAUAGGCUUCUCAGAGUCAUCUGUGUGACACUGAACUGAUACGAGGAUGCUGAAUUCGAUGGCGGGAUCCAGACCAGCAAAAAAUCCUUACGUUCUUCUGAAGGAAUCAUUAAUAUAUUGUCAUUAAUAAACAGUAGUAUUUAGAUAAUAUUUGGAGUAUUGAAGGGGAGAUUCCAGGCCAAUGGAAAAAUACAGGCUAAGCUCUUUUUCCAGGUCAGGGCCUCACCCGGGAUAGAGGCAGUUGACAAGAAGUGUUGAUGGCCCAUCCCUGAGAACACCUUGGGUCUGUGGUUACUGGGGCAGAGAAAGGUUUGGGAUUGAAAAUAAGAGAGGAGGCAGACUGUGCUGUGAGAUCUGCACCUCCUUCAUCUAAACUCAGCUGUAAAUAUGUGUAUUUAUGUGGGGGUUACAUUCUGAACCUCCGUAUGCAUACGUGAAAUCGCAUAAAAUGGGGAGCACCUGGAGAGUCCUCCGGCUCCCGAGAAGACCAUCCCAGAGCCCGCAGAGGACAAGCCAGUGGCUUGCAGUUGCUACUGCUCUACCCCCCACAUCAGCUGUUAGGUAGGAAGUCUCAGCAAAGCCCUGCUGUGGCACUGGCUCCUGAAGAGACCCUCCCCAGCACCCUAAGAGGCCCUCUUUGGGCUCUGGAGAAAGUCUCUUCAUGAGCCAAGAGGACCUUUCAGGGUGCAAUUACAGGAUUCACUUCCAGAAUUCUGGCACCGCAUAUGUGCACAGUCACAUGCAAACAGUGCAUGUGUAGAUGGGAACUUGCCUGUAAUUAAGCCAUAUUUCUUAAAGACACUACAGCCUCCACCACAUCUUGAUUCUCAACAGAAACACAACCCUAGAUGAGAGCCUGAAGCCCACUGUAAUUGUGUGUACCUCUCAGCAGAGAUUGGGGUCUUCCCUUCAAUGUUCCAAAUAUUAUCUAAAUACUACCGUUAAUUAAUUUCCACCAUUCACUAACAUACUGUGGUCCUCUAGAUCUAUUUCAAAAUUCAGCUGCUAACCAUGAGAGCUAAGGAUCAAACUUUGGAAGCAGAAUGCGUCUAAAUACUAGAUGCUGAGGGGUGGGGACACAAUAUUUGUUUUAAAUAUUAACAGCAGCCUUGUUGCUCAGAAAUCCCAACAAACUCCUUCCAAUCAGUUCUGUUUUGAAAUCUGUGGUUAAAAUCAGUGCAGUUUUGAGGACCACCUGCUUCUUUUUCUGCAUGAGUCACUGUUCUUGUUGGGCUCAGAAAAUUGACUCAUGCAGAGACAUAAUUCCACUGCAUGAGUGGAUCAGGAAUCCAUCAAGCGGGUCUGAUUGUGCAUCUUGAAGGAGGAGGACACUAGUCCCAAGCAUGGGCCAACUGAAAGAACAGUGAAAAACCAUGUAGUAGGGCAGUGGAAUCACCUCCUCAGUGACUUAAUGCUUAGCACCAGCGUUUUUCUUCUAGAAAAAGAGGUACUGGUACUGCAUACCCUUCAGUAUCUCCAGAAAAAAACUCACUCCUUAGCGCUCACAAGAGCCUUCAAUUGCUCAUUGUUUUUGAUGCAGAAACGCCUACAACAGACAUCUCCCCCUCAUCUGUUCCAGGGUUACUUGCCAAUCCCCUACCCUGCCCAAGUGAGGGGCACAGAAAGUCUGUUGGUGGAUUCAAAAUCUCAUCUUUUACUUGCUAAUCAAUGACAGAUGCUGAUGUCUACCCUUGCAGUAGCCGUUGGAUAACUCAACACAUGCCUGCAAGGUUCUUGCAUUGUCCCAGCUCCUUCACAGACAUUUUUCAUAUGGGUGCAAUUAAGUGUUUGUUUUCCCCACCCCUUAGUCCCAGAAUAAUUGCCAUUUCUCAACAUUUUGGAUUCAUUAGGGUCUCAAAAGAGGCUAGCUGAUUGUGCCGUCUUUUUUCAUCGCAAAUAAUUUUGCAGCGGGGAAGUGGCUCUUCACUGGUUGCAUUCUUUCCCUUGUGGCUGACAAAAGAUUUGGUGGUUGUUGUCUUUUUUUAAAAAAAUAAAAAAAUAAAAAAUAUGAUUGCUGGAUGAAGGAACUGAGAAAGCCUGUUUCUGCUCACCACAAGGGGAAACAGACACUGUGUCACCUUCUUUCCAACCCAAAAAAUGGCUAGCAGUGCACAUGUUGAUCUAAUUCUUGAGGACUAUUUGCGGCAGGCUGGCGUCACUGUGCAGCACCCUCAGGCUCUGACGCAGUCCCUUGAAAGGUCACUGAAACUUAGAGGGGGAAAUGUCUGUCCCUGAAAGGAAAAGUGAAGUGGAUAGGUAGCAGGGCAACUUAGAGGUCCCCGCGAACCAACAGUGGUGAAUGAAAGGAAUUAGUGGUUGAGCUGCGACCUGGCGUCGGUAGCUUUGGCCUUUCACCCGCCGCUAUAUGUUGUUGUUGUUGUUUAGUCGUUUAGUCAUGUCCGACUCCUCGUGACCCCAUGGACCAGAGCAAGCCAGGCACUCCAGGCACUCCAUACUUCCCACCAAAUAUUUUCCACUGAAAGAAUAAGGCCCCACUCUGCACUAUACAUUUAAAGCACUAUAGUAUCACUUUAAACCAUGGGUAGGCGAACUAAGGCCUGGGGGCCGGAUCCUGGCCCAAUCGCCUUCUAAAUCCGGCCCACAGACGGUCUGGGAAUCAGCGUGUUUUUACAUGAGUAGAAUGUAUCCUUUUAUUUAAAAUGCAUCUCUGGGCUAUUUGUGGGGCCUGCCUGGUGUUUUUACAUGAGUAGAAUGUUUGCUUUUACAGUGGUACCUUGGGUUACAUACAGUUCAGGUUACAUAUGCUUCAGGUUACAGACUCUGCUAACCCAGAAAUAGUACCUCGGGUUAAGAACUUUGCUUCAGGAUGAGAACAGAAAUCGUGCUCCGGGGGCGUGGCGGCAGCAGGAGGCCCCAUUAGCUUAAGUGGUGCUUCAAGUUAAGAACAGUUUCAGGUUAAGAACAGACCUCUGGAACGAAUUAAGUACAUAACCCGAGGUACCACUGUAUUUAAAAUGCAUCUCUGGGUUAUUUGUGGGGCAUAGGAAUUCGUUCAUACUUUCCCCAAAAAAUAUAGUCCGCUCCCCCCCCCCCCCAAGGUCUGAGGGACAGUGGGCCGACCCCCUGCUGAAAAAGUUUGCUGACCCUUGCUUUAAACUAUGGGUUGGCAAACUAAGGCCCGGGCCAAAUCCAGCCCAAUCGCCUUCUAAAUCCGGCCCAUGGACGGUCCUGGAAUCAGCAUGUUUUUACAUGAGUAGAAUGUGCGCUUUUAUUUAAAAUGCAUCUCUGGGUUUUUUGUGGGGCAUGGGAAUUGGUUCAUUCCCCCCCCCCCCAAAAAAAAAUAUAGUGUGGCCCCCCACAAGGUCUGAGGGACAGCAGACUGGCCCACCGCUGAAAACGUUUGCUGACCCCUGCUUUAAACAGCCAUGGCUUCCUCCCACCCACCAAAUAUUCCUGGGAACUGUAGCUUGUUCUGUGUGGUGAGAGUUGUUAGAAGAACGCUACUCCUCUCAAAGCUACAAUUCCUAGAGUUCCCUGUGAAGAUGGAUUGGGUUUUGAUACCCAGAACAUAAAGUCAAUUCACAUGAGGUGACAGUAAGACCUCUGAAGCCCAGCCAGCAGUACCCCACAUUAACAGGAACAAGCAUUCUACAACAUACCAAAGAAUCCUCUGGGAAGUUCUGAGUUUCCUGAGCAGAUGAACUGAUGCGGGCAAGGGUGUAACUAUUUUUUGUUUUUGUUGUUUUAAACCCACUGAUUGCUAUAACUGCAUUAUGGCCCUUACUGGUUUAAUCCGUUCCAGCUGCUUUUUCCAUCUUUUGCUGGCACGGAACAGCCCUGAUGCCACUGCGCCACGAUGCUUUCUGUGGAUGAAAGACCUUUGCUUGUUGAUUUAGGGCAGAAGAAGGAGAAGAAGAAAUAAACAUUCACAUUUAGAUCCAAGAGAUAGCGGGGAAAGUGGAACUCUCUGUGUUUUAUUCCGAGAACACUAGAUGGUCCUGCCGAGACAUAGGGAUGCAGGAGAAAAUUGAUUCAGUUCACAGUUAAAGGCAAACUGGCCAUAAUUUGUACUAACCGUAACUUAGCCAUCCUUCAAAAUGCUCAAAAUCUUGCAUUGCAGUUCUCAAACCAAGUUAUGGACACAAAAAACCGUAAGUGAGGGUCAUGUGUGCAGGAAAAUGCAUAGAUUAGUAAAAAUAUAUUUUUAAAAUGCAUUAUUUUAAGGGAAAUUUAUUGCAAAAGUGUGUACAUUAGGCAAAAUUGUAUACAGACAAGUGUAUUAGGAAAUUUUCUCACUAAGAUGCUGGUGAAUUUUCAUGGGGACUUGUUAAAAAAAAGAUAUUCACAAAAUGAUGUGGAAAUGUGGAGAAAUGAGUUUAAGACUAGAAAAACAAGAAACUGAAAUUGACAGAUUCUCCUAUCCCCAGCUGAUAGGUUUUCCAGGAAAGGAAUGAGCAGAAUGUUUAUAAGCAAGGUAAUGUUUUUUUUUAGAAGAGACAAUAGGGCACAUCAACAAAAAGGUUGUAGCAUGGAGUGUUCCCUGUUCAGGGACAGGGUGAUGACUGGCCAAAUAACAAAUCUCCCCUAGGGAUGAGGAGAAAUUAUCACUUUAACAAAAAGAGCCCAUCCGAAGAUAACAGUGAUUAAAGUGGAGCACUUAAGAAUACUUGACCAUUCUUUAUUUUCUCCCCUUUUAGGAAAAUCUUAUGAAAUCACCUACGUGAGGUUGAAAUUUCACACCAGCCGCCCAGAGAGCUUUGCCAUCUAUAAGCGGAGCCAUUCUAACAGCCCCUGGAUCCCUUACCAGUAUUACAGCGCCUCGUGUGAGAAGACAUAUAGGAAGCCAGAAGGACAGUUCUUGCGACCUGGCCAAGAUGAGCGGGUGGCACUCUGUACAGACGAGUUCAGCGACAUUUCCCCACUGAGUGGGGGAAAUGUGGCCUUCUCCACCCUUGAAGGCCGGCCUAGUGCCUACAGCUUUGACCAGAGUCCCAUUCUCCAGGUACAAAUCUCUGGGUGGGUGGUCCCUUAACACAAGAACAACGGCCUGGUAGUAUAAUCAGGAAACACUGAAGAACAAACUACAGUGGUACCUCGGGUUACAGACGCUUCAGGUUACAGUCGCUUCAGGUUACAGACUCCGCUAACCCAGAAAUAGUACCUCGGGUUAAGAACUUUGCUUCAGGAUGAGAACAGAAAUUGGGCGGCAGCGGUGCGGUGGCAGUGGGAGGCCCCAUUAGUUAAAGUGGUACUGAAGGAGGAGAGGACAGGUUAAGAUACCCUAAAACCUGUGUAGUCACGCCCCCCCCCCCAACCAGGCAGGCCUCAAGCCUCAAGACUUUUCAAAAUUACUUUCUCACUCCCACUUCCCUCCCCCAGGCACAAUGCUCUUCCCACCCGUCGAAAAGGCCUGAAAAGGCUACAGUACCUCAAGUUAAGAACAGUUUCAGGUUAAGAACAGACCUCCAGAACGAAUUAAGUUCUUAACCCGAGGUACCACUGUAGAAUAAAUCCACCAGAAAGGCACUAUGAUUUUGUGAAGAACAUGUUGCAGAAUUUGCCUGCAAUAAAAGACCAGCCUGGAGGGGCCUGGCAUCUGGAAGGCCACAGGUUCCCCAAUCUUGGAACUGUGUUUCAGUUUAACCUCACCCACCCAUGCAGGCAGGGUGAGGCAUAACAAGAAGGUGCCGGCCUACCAGUGCAGCUCCUCACAAACCUCCCUUACCUUGGUCAGGCAGCAGUGUCUGUAGUGUGGAUGGUGGUUUCCAGCAAGAUUUUGCGGUAUACAGGAGUUAUUGCGAGAUUUUGGUGAGAUCUUGAGAGACCUUGCCAGAACCUGCUACUGCCACUUUAGGCUCUCUUUAGGUUCUGCUGCCUGAAGUGGCUGCCUCAGUCAGCCCCAUAGGUGGACCGGCCCUGCACCUAGGAAGUCCGUUGGUUUCAGUUGGCCACAGCAGUUGUUUUCAGUCAGUGUGCCAUGGCAACCUGGGUGCCUUGAACAAUGCUCAGUUGCCGUGAGCAACACUGGCUUCUGUUCCUCCCCCCCCCCCAUGCCCUCUCACAUCUCUGUCUCCCAAAGACUUUCACAGCUGUUUGUUUCAUCCCCAGCCACAUGCUCCCCUGGCAAAUGGUACCUCUGGGGCUGGCCAGGGGGUACUGGUUGCCAGGAGCUAAGGUGACCUUGGAGUAAGCAAGCAAGCAAGCGUUUGCUGUGUGCAAGGCCUGCCUGGGAGCUGAGUGCCUGGUGCUGAAGGGGAGCCUUUCUGCCAUACAGGCCUGGCAGUGCCUGCUGCUGCCAUUGCUGUCUCCCAAGGUACUGGCCUCACAUUCACCUUUGGCCAGUCUCUGUUGGGCCACUAAGGCUGGGGGCAUCCUUGUCCCAGGCCCCUGUGGGGCAACGUGAGGAGGCACCUCUUUUGGGUACAGGAGGGGUAGCAGCUGUCCAGGGGACUCCCAAGAAGAGGGGAGAGGAGAGGAGGCUGAGGGAACACUCCAAAGGGAAAGUGUUUGAAAAGGGGUGAGUGGUUGCUGGCUCUGCAGGUAAGGGGUGACAUAACUGGGCUCAUAAGCCCCACAGGGGUGUCACAGAAAGAAUGUAAUUGGUCACGGGUGCUGUGGACUCAAAAAGGUUGUUAACCUCUGGGGUACAGUCCAUUGGGACUGGUAGGGGGGAAGGCAGGGAGACCAACAGUAGGUGGAGCCGGAGAGCCAGUGGCAAGCAAAGCCAGCCCAUUAUAGUUUUGUCCCUGUCCUCCUCCCUGGUGAGUGCUGAGACUAAGCAGAAUGGAACUGAAAUAAAAAAAAAAUUAAAAAAAUGUCCAGUAGUUGGUCUCUCAGGUGCAACUGGACAAUUUUUUAAUUUUUAUUUUUUUAUUUCGACUGUGUCAGACCAACAUGGCUGCCUCCCUGAAUCCAGAAUGGAACUGACAGCCACUGACACCUUCUAAAUGGUUUGUUCAAGAAAUAUAGCCCACGAAGGAAUGUGGCCUUUGAACUCUAAAAAUCCUCUGCCCUUCUGCUCUUGAUCAAUCAGAUGUCCUGUACCCCUACUAUUUGCUUACUUUCUCACUUACUAUAAUUAAUUUCUUCAUCCAAGGAUCACAGGGAAGUUUGCAAUAUAAAAACACAAAAAUAUAUAAAAUAGUAACAAAAACUGUUAUGUACUAAGCUUGGAUCCUAGAAAAUAGACAAGUAGGAUCCUGGAAUGCAACAACUGAUUGGCCUGCAGGAAAAGACCAAUCAGACUCCAGGAGGGAAGCAGAAUCAGCCAAUCAGACAGGACUCAUUGUGUAAAUAAUGUAUAUAAAAACCUGAGGUUUGGGGGGCAAUUGAAUCACUGUUUUACAAGCUGCAAUAAAGAGCAUGAAAUCACUACAGGACUCAAGAGUAUAUUUCCAAAACAAUACCCCCAUCUGCUGUUCUUGUCUCCACCCUUCAAAGUCCCAGGCUCCUCCCCUUCUCUUAGACUCUGAGCCUUUGCAAACAUUCGUUUUGGCCAGUGCUUUUCCCUCUAGGAGGUACUUAAGGGUACACAGUACCGGCAUGUCUUCUUCUUGUUUUUGUUAAAAAGUGUGGCACUUACUGUAACAACUUCAUGGUGAGUACCAACACCUAUUUUUUAUAGGAAAAAGCAUACAUUUCGGUCCCAGUGGAUUGUCAAUACUGAUCCUGUGUAAUUCUGUAGGAGUGGGUGACCGGGACGGAUUUGAAGAUUUCUUUGGACCGGCUAAAUACCUUUGGGGAUGACAUCUUCAAGGAUCCCAAGGUGCUGCAGUCUUACUACUAUGCCAUCUCAGACUUCUCCGUAGGGGGCAGGUAAGAUGGGAUGGGUGGGCGGAAAGAGGAAAAGGACAAUCAUAAAGGGUAGUUUUUUAUUGGGAAGGGGUGAUUGCUCUCACCUGGGAAAAAGGAAAGUGUUGCCAACCUUAAAUCAUGACUUCCUGCUGUCUUACGAAUCCCCGCUUCUUAAGACUCAAGUGUAAAAUCCUAACCCAAGGACCACUACCCUUUUUUGGGGCAUGAGGGGUAACCACAUCUGGAAAUCAAAGAAAUUCUCCUGGGUCCCAGCAAAUGGCUAUUUUACAAUUUCCUGGAGAUAACAGGAAUUGAACCUGGGACCUUCUGCAUGCAAAUCAUGCUUUACUGCAGCUCAGACAGUGUUUCAAAUGAGGCCGGAUAAGGAUUGCUGAUUAAAGAAGCAAAACAUGUGUCCUUUGGGUGGAGGGAGGGAUAAAUAGGGGUGGGGAAAUCAUGGUCCCAAAUGUUUCCCCAUUCUACCACCCCCGUUCCUGGUUUUCUUUCUGCCCAUUUCUGCUGCAGUGUUAAGAAAACACACUAGAGAAAAAGGAGGAUGGGAGGGUGGUCUUAUGAAAGCAAGGCAAGGACCACACUGGCUUUAUCUGUCUUGAGUCUUUCUCCCAAGCAGCUGGGAUUUGUUUUCUUCUGAACAGGCCACCCUCAGAGACUCCAAGCACAGCGAGUCCUGGGUUUAGGGGUCAGGGAUAAGCCCUGGAUAAAAGAGGUGAAGGGUGCUAUGGAUUUGAUUUGUGUUCUAUCUCUCAAACUUUGCUUAGCAUAUGUGUUCCCUUGAGGAGAAGAAUGUAUUUUCCUCAUUUUCAACAAAGGCGCAUUCAGGACAGACGAGGGGUCUGGAGCGCAGAGAAUGUUGUUGGGUUUGUUUUUGUUUUAAAUAGCCUACCCUGCUUUGGAGAAGUUCCUAACUGAAGAGGUGAAUAAUACUGAAAGGGUCAGUUGUCCAUGUUUGGGUCUCUCCUAGGUGCAAGUGUAAUGGCCAUGCUAGUGAAUGCAUCCCAAAUGAAGAGGAUCAGUUGGUUUGCCUCUGCCAGCACAACACCACUGGGGUAGACUGCGAGUUGUGCCAGACGUUUUAUCAGGACCGCCCGUGGGCACGGGGCACCGCUGAGGCUGCCAACGAGUGUCUCCGUAAGUGGCAUGUUGGAGUCUGGCAACUGUGGUCAUUUCCAGCAUAAGGAAUAGCCUCAGAGCAGAAGGACCACCUAUAGUUCCGGGUUCCUUUCCCCCUCGGAAAAUUUAUUUCAGUGGGUCAACUCUUGAGUAUGUUGGAGAGCACCCAUUAUUAUUAUUAUUAUUAUUAUUAUUAAUCUACAGUGCAAUCAGGAUACCGUAAGCAAAAAUAAAACAGAGAAGUCUCUGCCCCCAAGGCAAUAAAAGUUAAGACAACAAGUUUUGGCAAAACGAUCUUGUGUUUGUUUGGGUUUUUUUGUGCCCAGCAUGCAACUGUAGCGGCCAAUCAGAAGAGUGCUUUUAUGACUGGGAGUUAUACCGACGCACUGGGCACGGUGGCCACUGCCGAAAUUGCCAGGACAACACGGACGGCCCGCACUGUGAGCGCUGCCGCCAGAAUUUCUACCGCUGGGAUACCCAGGCGGCAUGCCAGCCCUGCAGCUGCAACCCAGCAGGUAGGCAGAUUGGGGAGGCAGUAUGAAGGGUAGUGGGGCAGGAAGGGGGAAGUGACAUAAAACUCCUAGCUAUCUUCUUUGACUGGUAGCACAUGAAUAUAUAUAGAGAGAGGGGGAGAGAGAGAGAGUUUUUAAUACAUGAUUGUUCACAACAGAGACUCCACCCACAUAUUAUUAUGCCACUUUAAACAGCCAUGGCUCUCCCCUCCCCCCCAAGCAUCCUUUGUUCAGGGAGGUGAGAGUUGUUAGGAAACCCACCAUUCCCCUCACAGAGCUAAAAUUCUCAGAGUGGUUUAGCAAUCAGCUGCUCUCCCCAGCUUCCUCCCUGGCAUCUCCAGGUGGGGCUGGAAAUGCCCUUGCCUGAAACCCUGGAAGAAGAAGAAGAAGAAGAAGAAGAAGAAGAAGAAGAAGAAGAAGAAGAAGAAGAGUAGUAGUAGUAGUAGUAGUAGUUUGGAUUUGAUAUCCCGCUUUAUCACUACCCUAAGGAGUCUCAAAGCGGCUAACAUUCUCCUUUCCCUUCCUCCUCCACAACAAACACUCUGUGAGGUGAGUGAGGCUGAGAGACUUCACAGAAGUGUGACUGGCCCAAGGUCACCCAGCAGCUGCAUGUGGAGAAGCAGGGAAGCGAACCCGGUUCACCAGAUUACGAGUCAACUGCUCUUAACCACUACACCACAAUGGAGAGCUACUGCCAGUCAAUGUAGAUAAUCCUGAGCUAUAUGGAGCCAAUGGUCUGACUCAGUAUAAAUCGGAUUCCUCAGUUCCUUUGUUGACACUUCAUAUCUUCCCAGGUUCCUUGAAUCCCCAGUGUGACAGCUCAGGGGCCUGUGAAUGCAAAGCAACGGUGACAGGCUGGAAGUGUGAGCGUUGCCGAGAUGGAUUCCAUUCCCUCAGUGAAGGCGGGUGCAGGUGAGAGGAGGAGGAAUAGUAUCCCCCUGGAACUGUGGCAGGGGCAGGACUAGCUCUACCGUUAGGCAAAGUGAGGUGGCCACUUCAGGUCGUAGAAGCUGGGAUUCCUCCUGGGCCCCAAGCCAUUGUAACUCUUCAGCAUACUCCUCUCCACCUGUUCCCGUUCUUCUGAGCUGAUGCUAGGAAUGGUGAAGAAAUUAAAUUUUGUUUGCAUUUCAGUGGGAAGGUGCACUUCUCAAAUCAAUACACAAAGCGAAACAUGGCUACCUUCCAAAAUUAACUUCUCAGAGUGUUUUGAUUUGAUUCUCCAACCAAAGUGCAUGUAUUAGGAAAAUAUGCACAUAAAAAUGCAUUUACGGGGGCAAAAUAACAUACAAAGUGCACUACAUUAGAAGAAAUUGCUUGCAAAAAUGCAUAUGUUAACCUACACUGCAUAUAAAAAUGUGUUUAUUAGGAGGAAUUCACACAAGAUGCUAACAAAUUUCUUGACUGUUUUUACAUAUACUAGGGGCUGUGCCCUUGUUCACUCCUGUCACCAGCCCUCCUGCCAUUCCACCCACAUUGACCCCCUAGAACUGCGCCUUCCCUCUCCAUGCAAUUUUGAAUCCUCUAAUGGGGAUUAUGUAAUGACAGUCUUACAUUUUUAUGUACCGUAUUUUUCGUCCUAUAGGACGCACCUAGUUUUUUGGGGGGGAAAUAAAGGAAAUUCCCCCCCUUUAUUUCCCCCCCAAAACCAGGUCGGGGAAACCGAACCAGGUCGAGGAACAGCAGGAUAGCGGCGCUGCGCCUCCUUGCUGUCCCCCGAGCUUGUGGGGCUGGCCGAUGUCUGCCCGGCGUGCGGGGUGCUCUGCUUCAGGGCGCCCCUCACGCCGGGCGGCAGGCUGCUAUCCGCAGCCUAGACAGCCCUGCGGGAACUCCCGCAGGGCUGCCGAGGCUGCGGAUGUGUUCCCGAAGCGCUGAGCGCUCUGCUUUCAGCGCACCCGGCGCUCCGGGAAGCAGGCUGCUAUCCGCAGCCUAGACAGCCCUGCAGGAACUCCCGCAGGGCUGCCUAGGCUGCGGAUGUGUUCCUGAAGCCUGGAGAGCGAGAGGGGUCAGUGCGCACCGACCCCUCUCGCUCUCCAAGCUUCAGUGAAAGCCUGCAUUCGCCCCAUAGGACGCACCCAGAUUUCCCCUUCAUUUUUGGAGGGGGAAAAGUGUGUCCUAUAGGGCGAAAAAUACGGUAUAUAGGAAGAUAUAAAACCUAUAAUUGCUGCAGAAUUGUGGAUAACUGAAUUUAAGAUGGGGGGGGGAGGGAGAAACCAAAACUGACACAUUUGUCCAUCCCUAGCGGGCAGCAAUGCUUUCUUGUUGCAGGGUUGGCUGCCUCGCCUAGUUCCCUUCUUUCAACACUUCUCAGACAUUGUCUGGGAAAGUUCCCUUACUGAGAGAGCAGGCAAAGAGGCAGCCAGGCCAGGCCACACACCCCAGCAGCCACGAUGCAUGUGGAUACCUUGCUCUGGUCACAUCGCACAUGCUGGAACUGGCGCUGCUGUACUGCAGCCUUCGUUUGAGUGACACAACUUACCGGUAUGUGUCAUUGGCCUCCUUUUUCAGACCUUGCGCUUGUGAUGCAGCUGGCAGUGUAGGAGCAUGUGACCCUAACACAGGACACUGCAGGUGCAAAGAGAAGGUAGAAGGGUACCUGUGCAACAGGUGAGUAAUCUUGAUCUCCCGCCUCUCUUCCUUUCCCUCUGUUGUUCCCAGCCCUGUGCAAACAUAAGACUGUAACCUCCUCAGAGGAGGGAUCUGUCUUUUUUAUUGAUGAGAAUAAAAGCACCUCCAGAUAUUGCUGAACUACAGCUCCCAUCAGCCCCAGCAAUCAUGGCCAAUGGCUAGGGAUGAGAGGAGUUUUAGUUCUGUAACAUCUGGUGGGCCAAAAUUUCUCUGCACCUGAUUUUAAAAACAAACAAACAAACAAACAAACAAACAAGCAGGCACUGUGUCAUGAGCCUGAAUCUGGGGAGCAGCCAAGACUCUCAAAGAACACAAGAAGAGUCUGUCUGGAUCAGAUCUGCCCCAUCUGGCUAGUAUCCUGUUCUCACGGUGGCUAACCAGAUAUCCCAAUGGGAAGCCCACAAGUACAACCUGAGCGUCCUCCCCACCUGUGAUUCCCAGCAACUGAGGUUCAAAGGCAUACUGCCUCCAACAGUGGAGGGAGAAUUUAGCCACUGUGGGUGGUAGCCUUAUCUUCCAUGGAUAAAGAUACACUGUCAAUAAAAAUUGGUCUGCUUCAUGAAACUGACUGACAUAUGCUCUUUCUUGUCCAGGUGCCAACCUGGUAGCUUCAAUCUACAGCUCCACAACCCUACUGGCUGCACCAGCUGCUUCUGCUAUGGCCAUUCAACAGCGUGCACAGUGGCCCAGGGGUAUGAGGUUCACAAUAUCAUCUCUGACUUCAGCCAAGGUAGUUGGGGAACUUUUCUAUAUGGGUAUAUCUGCACACUACAACGUUAUGUUGGGCUUAUGGCACUUUUAACAGCUGCAGUUUCCUUGAUAUCAUUCUGGGAGUUGUAGUUUAGUGAAAGUGGUAGGAUUUCUGUUGAAGUUCCCUAGGCUCCAUUCAACCCAACUAUAUCCCAGGGCUCCCAGGAGAGACAGAAAAACAGUUAAAGCAGUAGAAGUCCAUAGUGUAAAGUGCACAAGGGCAUCACAUGUUUAUGCAAAAUAGCAACAAAUAAAUAAAUACCUGUAGAAGAAAACUAAAGGAUUAAAAUCUGUACAGGCAGUUUGUGUAGGGGUUGCAUUCAAAGUUAAUACACAUGGCAGUGGUCAUGCUUAAGCCCCUUCUGAGCCCGCGCAGUUCUCGGGCCAAAAGUUUUGUAUGCAUUAGCACUUGCACAUCACUACUAGUUUUUACAAGUUUUUACUGAGACAGGUGUGAAUGAGGGUAACACAGAUUGGCAGUUUUGAAAAGGCAGCCUUCCUGUCUGUGGGUGGAGUCAGUGCAAGACAUAAGACUCUCUAGAGCAGGGAUGUAGGGUUGCCAUAUUUCAAAUAUGGCAAUAUUUGCCAAAGUUGUUGAGCUUCUUUUAGUUUUGCCCAAAGUUGUUGAGCUCAAAAUCUCAAAAAAAGAAGAAAUUUUUGAGCUGUUUUUAAGGAAAUCCACAAAAAACCCGAGACUUCCAAUAUUGGUUACCAUACAUCCAGAUCUUCCCAGACAUUUCAGUGGUUUCCGCCCAGACACUGCUUCCGACUGCAGUAUUCUGGCUAUGUCUGGGAAAUUCUGGACGUAGGGCAACCCUAAGGUAAGGUUGCCAGACGUCCCCGUUUCCCAGGGACAGUACCCGGAUUUACAAAUCAGUCCCCUGACAAAAUCCAUCUAUCUAAUAGGAAGUUGAAAAGUGUCCCCGGAUUCAUUGAAAAAAAUCUGGUAACCUUACCUAAGGGGUAGCCAAAGUGAUGCCUUGCAGGUGUUGUUGGACUAUAGUUCCCAUCAUCCCUGGCUAUUAGGCAUGCUAGUUGGGGAUGAUAGGAGCUGGAAUCCCACAAAAGCCGUAGGACAAAUUGGCUACCCCUGCUCUAGAGCAGGAAGAAGCAACCAUUUUGCAAUUGCUGCAUUUUAGCAAUUGAAAAUCACAUACCCCUGUCAGUCUUGCUAUGAAUCGCUCAGAUAUCUGCCACUGCAUCCCAGUUCACUUACUAAUCUCUAAAGCAGCUGCCCCACUGAGCAUGCUGCUCAGCAUGAGGAGCCAACCCUGAAGCAACUGUUCUAUAAAUCCAGCUAGGCCCCUAUUGGCUCCCCAGAUUGCCUAAGUGUGGCUGGACUGUUGAGCUGCAGUACCCAAAUCUGGCCAUUAUUUGGGUGGCACUGUAGAGCAUCAGAGACCAGACAAAUAGCUCACUGUACAGUGGUACCUUGGUUUACAAACAUAAUCCAUUCCCAAGGUCCGGUUGUAAACCAAAACAGGUUGUAACCCAAGGUGUGCUUUCGCCAAUGGGUUGUAAUAAUUGGUUGUAAUAAUAAUAAAUGGGUUGUAAUCCCAAAAAAGGGACAUGCACUUCCAGGUUUGAUGUGGUUGUAAUCCAAAACAGUUGUAAUCCAAAGCGGUUGUAAACCAAGGUAGCACUGUAUGUGAAAGCCUCCCGAAUGGCACAGCAUCAAUGGCUCAGCAACUUCAAGAAAAGGAAAAAGCAGCUGUGUAAACCCAGCACUCAUAAUUUAUUUAAUUCUGAGCUGUAUCUGGCUGAGUUACAGCUUUCUGUUUGGCCAGUGGAGAGACAUGUGGGCGAGUACACAGCUGGUGACCCAAAGUAAACCCAAUGGAGCAUAUGAGGCCUUCUGUCUCCUGUUCUCCCUUUGCACAGCAGGGGUUUAUUCUGCACUGGCUGAAGGCCUCUGUGUGAACCUAGCUUGGACUCUGUGUGAACCUAUCAAGUAGCUCGCUCAGUCGCCAUCCAGCAUCCAAGAUGGCGCUGAAGCAAGUUCAUAGACCUCUCUCUUGCGUGUGAAAGAUCACCCUCUGGUGAGCAGCCCAAGGAACGCCCAUUAUAGAACCUGUCAAAACCCACAGGGCCCAGUGGUCAAGGGGCUCCUGCUCCGAUGGAAAACCUGUGUGAAUUAUUCUGUGCGUAGCUGUUAACGUAAUAAUCUGAACAUGCUAUUACUGUCUGCCGGGCCAGGCUACCCAUGAGGUGAGGUGGUGCAGUUGCCUCUGGUAGCAGAUCCAGCCUCCAGGGAGCACACCGCAAACCACUGCCUGCUGCCACUCAUUCCUUUCUGGUCUCAUUUUACUUCCCCACUGCCUUCGGGUGGGGGGAGCUAUGAAGGCGGAGUCAGGAGCAUUUUCUGUUGUGCCUCAAGUGGCAGAAUGUCCUGGGCCAGCCCUGACAGUCUUUGUGUGUAUGUGUUUUAUUUAAUUGUGGAUGUUUAUUUCUUUACUAUUUGGUGGAUUUUUUAUUGAUAGAGUUGCCAAAUGUCCUCCUUUUCCAGGAAACGUUCUCUUUUUCAUGGGCAGAGUCGUCAUAGCGAUCCAUAGUUAAAAAUAGAAGUUGACAAAUGUGUCCUCUUCAAAAUAUGGCAACCUUUAUUCUUGUAAUCUGCUUAGAAUCCAUAUUAGUACUUCUUCUUCUUCUUCUACUACUACUACUAAUACUAAUACUAAUACUAUUAUUACAAUUUAUUACUCACUCUUCACCCUAAGGUCCCAGGGCAGGUUACAACAAUUACAACAAUAUUAAAAACAGUUAAAACAAGUUACAGUCACAGAAAUAAGGUGGAUCCUACAGAUAUAUAUCUCAAGUGUCAAAAUCUGGGGUAAAGAGGUGUGUCUUAUCAUUUGUCACAAGUUGCAUAAGCUGCCAGAUGCAUCUCUAUGGGAAGAGAGUUCCACAGCUAUGGGGCUGCCACAGACAAAUUGACAAUUAAGUGGUGUAUAAAAAAGGUAAAGGUACCCCUGCCCGUACGGGCCAGUCGUGUCCGACUCUAGGGUUGUGCGCCCAUCUCACUUAAGAGGCCGGGGGCCAGCGCUGUCCGGAGACACUUCCGGGUCACGUGGCCAGCGUGGCGAAGCUGCUCUGGCGAGCCAGCACCAGCGCAGCACACGGAAAUGCCGUUUACCUUCCCGCUAUAAAGCGGUACCUAUUUAUCUACUUGCACUUAGGCGUGCUUUCGAACUGCUAGGUGGGCAGGAGCUGGGACCAAAAGACGGGAGCUCACCCCGCCGCAGGGAUUCGAACCGCCGACCAUGCGAUUGGCAAGUCCUAGGCACUGAGGUUUUACCCACAGCGCCACCCGCGUCCCUUAAGUGGUGUAUACAUCAAUCAAAUAAUUAACUGAUUAACAAUAUGUUUUUAAAAACACGCAAAUAGGGAUGGCAUGAAAUACCCAUUGUAUUGGCAUCUGUUCCAAUUAUUUUUAAAAUGGAAGGUGAAGCAACACAUUUCGUUGUAAUGCCUUUCCUUGGUUCAUAUAGCUUGCCUUUAUACCAUAACAUUUCUUAGUGUCUGGAAUCCAGAUGCUUUCUCCCCAUGGCUGUCGUGAUGCAAAGUAACAAUUGGUUUGGGGUUUUUUUUCAUUCUUCCAGAGCUCCAGUUCCUGUUUCAACAUGAAUAGCUCAUGAGACUCUCAGUCGCAGGGUUGUGGGUUCGAGCCCCACGUUGGGUGAAAGAUGCAUUGCAGGAGGUUGGACUAGAUGACCCUUGUGGUCCCUUCCAACUCUACAAUUCUAUGAUUCUAUGUAGUUAUAGGGUGAAAUUUCAUCAGGCCUCCAUGAGCAAGAAUGGCGAAAGAAGGGAAGGAUAUUAAUUGAGUGCCUGCUUUACACACAAAAGGUCCCAGGUUCCGCUCCCAGUGGCAUCUCCAGGUAGGGCUGUGAAUGAAAUCCUGGAGAGCCGCUUCCCGUCAGUGCAGACAAUACUGAGCUAGAUAGAGUAAAGGGUCUCGCUCUGUAUAAGGCAGCUUCCUAUGUUCCUGUUGGAAGGGCUGUAGCUCAUCUGUCUUGCAUGUAGACGAUCCUAGGUUCAACCUUGUAGGCAAAAGCGAGCUAAAUUGCAAGGUCAGCCAGACUUGCUUUGUCACUCUUUCUCUCUUUUGCUUGUGUUUUGUUGUUUUUUACCAGGACUCGAUGGCUGGAAAGCAGUAAAUCCAAGUGGGCAGGAGGUCCCCCUCCGCUGGACUAGAGGAGAGAUCUUCCUGGAGCAAGAGGAGGAAGAGGCUGAUUUUAUAGCGCCAGGUAUAGUAUCUGCAAAGCAGGAAGUGAUGAAAAUUCCUUCUCCCAAGGCUGCUAGCUCCUUCCAUUGCAGUUUAUCAUAAUGACCCUAGGUCCAAAUGGCCCACUGGAAGGAAUUUGCUCUUGGGGCCAGUCCCAAAAGCACAUAGCAAGCUGGUCACUCGAUGCUCACUGUUCUGCAAGAGUAGCUUGUGGUGCCAGUAUCCUUCCAGCUUGAGGUCAUCACUUUGACUAUGUCAGGGACCAGGAGUCAGAUUCCGCAUCAAUGGGUGAUGGAGGCAAAGGUGCGGAACCCAAAGUGUUCAAUCCACGCUUUAAUGGAAGCCUAUCUAAUUUACACUUCACAGAACAAUACCAUCAAGGCUAUCCUUUGAAAUUCACACUUUGCCAAAUUUUCUGAUGCAGGUUCUGCAGCCAAAAGACAUGUGUGUUACAGGGGAAAGUGUACCUAAGAAUGCAUAUUUUUCUGAAAAACAACAUCGAAAAAUGCAUUCCCUUAUGGAAAAUUGCUUGCAAAUCAUGUAUUUAUUGGGCAAAAAUGUGUACAGCAUUGACAGAUGCUGACAAUUUUUUGCAAUGUUUUUAAAUAAUAAUAAUAAAUCACAAACAGCUGGUGGAAAAGUGGCAAACUGAACUUAAAAUUGGAAAACUGAAAAACUGAUAGAAACCGAAAUAGAGAUAUUUGUUCAUCCAGCCCCAGUAUAGUGUAUUGGUUAGAGCGUCAGCCUAGGAUCUCUGAGUCAAGGUUUCAAAUCCCCUCUUGGCCAUUAAGCUGUCAGGGAGAUAGUUGCCAGUUGCUAUCUCUCAGCCUAACCUACCCCACGGGGUUAUUGUGGAGGAUGAAAUGGGAAGAGACAAGAACCACGUACACCACCUUGAGCUGCUUGGAGGAAAAGAUGGGAUAUAAAUGCAGUGUGAUAAAUAAACUAUCUAACUUUUGCCUUUCCUCUGAAUUUCCCUCUCAAUCCUUAGAGAGGUUCCUGGGUGACCAGCGCCUUAGUUACGGGCAGACCCUCUCCGUGUUCUUCCGCAUAGCAAGCACCACACCUGACUUCCAUUCUUUCCCCAUUGGGCUGGUUUUGGAGGGGGAUGGCAUCUCAGUGUCAGCCAGUUAUGCCGAUACAGAAGACAGCAGAAAUGGCACACACUGUGAAGAGCACAUGAUAGCGUUCAGGUAUCUUUUUCUCUACCAUUCUUCCUCACCUGUUCCUAUCACAAGCCAAGGUGUUUUGAUCUAACAGCCUUUUAAAAAUUCUCAAGGAUGCAAACAGUAAACAAUGGCAUUGUGGUGAUCAAAUGAAAAGUAAAGAGAGGGUCAAGAGAGAAUCAAGGUCACCCAAUUUAAAAAGUAUUAUUUUGUUCAUGUGAAUAGAUAUGUGUGAUAUUUGUUGUGAUAUGUAACUAGGGUAGCCAAGCUGGUUUCCUCCAGAUUUUUAUGAACUGCAGCUCUCAUCACUCCCAGCCAGCAUGGCCAAUGGUCAGGAAUCAUGGGAGUUGUAGUCCUAAACAUCUGGGAGGCACCACAUUGCUCAUGGUGGUGCUUUCUAGAUUUAAAAAUGUUAUAUUUUUAUAUACAUAUAUUGUUCUAUGCCACCCCGAUCUCUUAGUGGUGCAAGGGGUUCCAGGUGCUUACCCGAAGUGUAUUUCCUUUGUAAAUUAGGCAUAGCAAAGACUGCAGUGUCUUUAUGAUAUAUGGUUUAUUUACACAUAUAUACAACCUGAGCCUACAGUGUACAGAGCAUUCACAUCACAAGAUUCUUUGCUCCUCUCUUAGGAGCAGCAGGCUUAGGUCUACAAACAGGAACCAGCCAUGGUGCCUCUCCCUUUGUUACAGCCAACCCGCCAAGAGUUUUGGCAGGCCACCUUCUCCUCCGCUUUUCAAACCUCUUGCAAAGUGCUUACAUCUUCUAAGCUGAAAUCCUAAACCUGAAAUCCUGAAAUCCUGAACCUGUUCUGAGCUGCUAGCCACAGCUGUAUUUGCAGCGGAGGAGUGAAAUGCUAGCAUGUUCUUCCCCCUCCUCAUUUUUAUCAUCACAGCAACCCAGGCUGUGACUGGCAACAAGUCACCCUGCAGCUGAGGAGAGUGUUGAAGCCUGGUCUCUCAGGUCCUAAUGUAGCACUCUUAACUAAAUAGUAAUAUUAAUAAGUUAUUGUUAGGUGCUCCUAUAACCAGCUCAUUUAUUGUUUGAGCUUUGAGGAGCAUUUAAAGAAAUAAAUACAACCAACACAGGGCAGUGCAGUGCACUUUAUUGCUUUUCAGUUAACGCUAGUCAAUUUUUAGUUGGCAUCAGAGAGAUUUGAUUUGCGAUCCAUUAAAACUUUGGCCACUAAAUAGUCAAGUGCUCAGGUCUGACAAGGGAGCAAACAGAAGUCGGAUAAGUGUCAUUUCACUGGGGGUGAUAAGGCCAUUGUUAAAGCUCUCAUCCUGCUUCCCCAUAAGCCCUUUUGUGUGCUUCCAAUCCUGUAUUACUCAAAGGCUUCACGAGGCUGAGGAAGAAAUGCAACCAGCUCUGUCAGCUUUCCAGUUCCAGCGCCUGCUCUCCAACCUGACAGCGCUUCGGAUCCAGGCCAAAAGCAGUUAUGGACCAGGUAAGUCAUUUGAAAACCUGCUAUGUGUAGUUGGUCCCUGGUGUAGGCAGUCAUGUAAAAUGUGCAAUUCCUCAAGACCUCUGGUUUUAAGUGAGCUUGAAUUUGAAUAAGAGCAUAAGAAGAGCCUGGCUUGUUCCAGACCAGAGACCCAUUUAGUCCAGUGUCCUUACAAUUGCCAACCAGGCAUCCAUUAUGGGAAGUCUGUGAAAGCAGAACCUUGCUCUCCCCUCUUGUGAUUCCCAGAAACUGGUAUUCAGAGGCAUACUGCCUCCCAAAAUGGAGGUAGAACAUAGCCAUUGUGGAUAGUUUGUCUAAUCUGGUACGCCUCUCCUGGUAUGCCCCGCAGAGGACCUUAAGGUCCACAAAUAACAACACUUUGGAGGUCCCAAGCCGCAAGGUGGUUAGAUUGGUCUCAACUAGGGCCAGGGCCUUUUCAGUACUGGCCCCGAAUUGGUGGAACGCUCUGUCACAAGAAACUAGGGCCCUGCGGGGCCUGACAUCUUUCUGCAGGGCCUGCAAGGCGGAGCUGUUCUGCCUGGCCUUUGGUUUGGACUCAGUCUGACCCUUAUCUUUCCCUCCCCUCAUGGUUUUGAUCUAUGGGCUAUUAUUAAAAUGAGGCUGCUUUUUAAAUUGUAUUUUAACCUGUAUUUUAAAUUGGUCCCCCUCCAUUAUGUUUUUAUUGUAAUUUUACUGGUGUUAGCUGCCCUGAGCCCGGCUCUGGCCUGGGAGGGCGGGGUAUAAAUAAUAAUAAUAAUAAUAAUAAUAAUAAUAAUAAUAAUAAUUAUGAUGAUGAUGAUGAUUAUCCUGUUUUAAAGCCAUCCAACAUAUAGGUUGGUGGCUUCUACUGCAUCUUGGAUGCAUGGAGAGGGGAAGGAAAAAUAAGAGUAUUGGAAGGCUGAGAACCUAAGAAAAGCCCUGCUGGAUCAGACAAAUGGUCCAUUUAGUCCAGCAUCCUAUUCUCACACUUAGCCAACCAGAUGCCCUAUGGGAAGCCCAAAAGCAGGACCUGAAUGUAACAGUAACUCACCCCAUUCAUGGUUACCAGCAACUAGCAUUCAGAGACAGACUACCUUCAACACUGGAAGUAGAACAUAGGGAAGGGGCUGUAGCUCACUGAUAAAUAUCUGCUUUGCAUGCAGAAGGUUGCAGGUUCAGUCCCUGGCAUCUCCAUGUAGGGCUAGGAGAGAUCACUUGCCUUGACCCUGGAGAGCUGCUGCCAGUCAGCAUAAGCAAGAAUGGGCUAGAUGGACCGAAGGAUCUGACACUGUAAAGGAGCUGCCUGUGUUGCUAGCACAGCCACCAUGACUAGGUGUGCAACUGAGUCUUUUCCUCCCUCUGGGUCUCCCUUCUUUCCCCUCAGGUAGGAUUCUCCUGAAGGAAGUCCAGCUUACGUCAGCUCACCCAGGCCUCUCUCAGCCUGCCCUGUGGGUUGAAGAAUGUAUAUGCCCGCAAGGAUACGUUGGCCAGUUCUGUGAGUCCUGCGCUCCUGGCUUCAAGAGGGAGGUGCCAUUCGGUGGCCCCUUGGUCAGUUGUGUUCCCUGCUCUUGCAACCAACAUGGCAGCUGUGAUCCUGACACAGGUCAGUCCUCUCUCUCUCUUUCUGUCUCUGCCAUCCUGUUUGGUAUAGUGGUUAGAGUGUCAGACAAGGACCUGGGAGACCAGGGUUCAAAUCCCCACUCAGCCAUGAAGCUCGCUAGGUGUGAUUUUGGGUUGGUCACAGUCUCUCAGCCUAAACUAUCUCACAAGGUUGUGGUGGGGAUUAAAUGAGAAGUGGGGAGAACCAUGUGCACCAACUCAAGCUCUUUGGAGAAAAUGGUGUGAUAGAAAUGCAAUGAAUAAAUAAAUAAAUAAGAAUCAAUAAUUUCUCACAUUUGUAUUACUUAGUUCAGUUUAUGAAUCGUUUCUGAUAAAAUACAGUGGUGCCUCGCAAGACGAAAUUAAUCCGUUCCGCGAGAGUCUUCGUCUAGCGGUUUUUUCGUCUUGCGAAGCAACCCUAUUAGCGGCUUAACGGAUUAGCGCUAUUAGCGGUUUAGCGGCUAUUAAAGGCUUAAAGGCUUAGGGGAUUAGCUGCUAAAAAGGCUAUUAAAGGCUAUUAAAGGCUUAGCAGAUUAGAUUAAGGGGGAAGCGAAAAAAAUCUCAAGACUCGCAAGACAUUUUCGUCUUGCGAAGCAAGCCCAUAGGGGAAUUCGUCCUGCGAAGCAACUCCAAAACGGAAAACCCUUUCGUCUAGCGGUUUUUCCGUCUUGCGAGGCAUUCGUCUUGCGGGGCACCACUGUAUCCCAAAAGAAAUUGAAGAGUAAAUGAAUUUUCACGAUGACUUCUUUUCAUUGCAAACUGAUGUGGAAAUGUGGUGAGCUGAACUUAAGAAUGGAAAAAUUAGAAAAAUUUGCAGAUUCACCUACCCCUAGUCCCCAUACUGCAGGAAUAUCAUUUAAAAGUACCGUAUUUUUCGCCCCAUAGGGCGCACCGGCCCAUAGGGGCGGGGGCGGGGGAAGCCCAAGGUUCCCCCGACCCCAUUCCCCAGAACAGGCUGCUCUCCGCAAGCCGUGGGAGCCCUCCCACGGCUUGCGGAGAGCUACCCGAAGCCCGGGCGCGACUACUCAGCGCGCCCAGGCUUCAGGAUAGAAGCAGCUCUGCACAAGCCGUGGGAGGGCUCCCGCGGCUUGCGCAGAGCUACCCGAAGCCUGGGCGUGACUGCUCAGCGCGCCCAAGCUUCAGGAUAGAGGCAGCUCUGCGCAAGCCGUGGGAGGGCUCCUGCGGCUUGCGCAGAGCUGCCCAAAGCCCGGGCGCGACUGCUCAGCACGCCCAGGCUUCGGGAUGCAGGCAGCUCUCCACAAGCCGUGGGAGCCCGGUGGGAAUUCUCGCGGGCUCCCAAGGCUUGCGGAUAGCUUCCUGAAGCCUGCAUUCACCCCAUAGGACGCACACACAUUUCCCCUUCAUUUUUGGAGGGGAAAAAGUGCGUCCUAUAGGGCGAAAAAUACGGUACUCCCAGGAUUUCUCCAGUACAUUCAUACCUUGGGUUGAAUGUGCUUCAAGUUGAGCGCGUUCGGGUUGCGCUGCACAGCAACCCGGAAGUAAUGGAGCGCGUUACUUGCAGGUUUCGUCGCUCACGCAUGCGCAGGCACUCAAAAUGACAUCACAUGCAUGAGCAGAAGCGGUGAAACAUGACUUGUGCACACAUAGACUCGCCGUCGCGCCAUUUCGUCUUAUGUUCCAUUCAGGAUGCGAACGGGGCUCCGGAACGGAACCCGUUCGCAUCCUGAGGUACAGCUGUACAAAGUUAACAUGGACAGUAACAUUCAGACUGAAAGGAAAAUAUCACUGGACAUGUCCACACAGUGACCAAGUUAACCCAAUCCAGGUAUGGCUGUUGUGUGUGAUUCCUCAAACCACACACACAUGUGCUUAGAGGCUGCCAGCAUCUGGCUCGUGCUCUGUUACUGCAACAUAUGGGCUGCUUCAUGGGACAUGACUGAGAUGCACAAAGGCUUGUAUUGCUCCUUUUUAUAAAAAAAAAAAAAAAGGAAAAUUCUUAACAAGUUCCUUUGUUUUACCAAAUGGAAACAGCACAACUCUUUGCUGUCUUCUCCCACCCCCGCCUUUUUUUUACUGAGGAAUUCCACUGCGUCUGGUCUCCUCCUUUCUGGUUCCACGCAAUCCUUGGAUGCAAUUCCAGGGCUUUGAUCUUGCAGCUCUAAUUUCCUUCAAUCAAGCUGUGCGUCCGUCAGAUAGGCUCUUGCCAGUCAUUUGAUUUCUUCCAGCCCUGCCACAUCCACCCUCUUCUUCCUUGCCCCCAUUUGCCCGGCUCUGUUUGCAACUCCGUUUCCCAGAGCAAACUCCAAGCCAGCCAACACAGCCUUGUUCCCAUCUUGUGUUGCUUGCUAUACUGGUUAGGUGGACCUUUGCAGGAAAUUGUGAACUGAGCGUGUUCAGUGGGUGUAGAACACGAGUGAAUGGUGGGUGGUGGUGUAAAUGAAAUGGAUUAUCUUGGUAGAGAACAUAGGUGACUGAACCCCUGAAUAGAAGCUCCUAGACAUGUUGGGAAAUCCUGCUGCAAAACAGGAGCGGAAAUUGCCACAAUGUGCUUGUUCAUCAAAGUUCAGAAAUUAAAGCCAAGCAAGCAAAUAUGAGCACUGUUGUUUCCAUAAAUGCUACAAAAAUAAUUAUGUGAUUGUAUGCAUUGCUUUUAACAUUUCCUUCCACUAAAAUCAAGUAAAAUAUUUAUUGUUACGGUCAGCAACUAGCAUCAAGGAAACAAAAUAGAAAUCAUAUAAGACACAUUAUCCAAAUGCGUUAUCAUGUAAAUCAAUCACAUAACUAAUCUUGUUUGUUUCAGUUGUAGUGGCUAGUGAAGUGAAUGAAAUAGGCUCUAGUGGAACUUGAACUGUGGGGAAAUGGAAACAGCACUGAUUUCAGUGAAUGGUGGAUGGGAUGGAAACUGCUACCUCCUUACAUUCCUAAGAGGACUUCAUGCUGCAACAUUUUCUUGCAGCUCCUGCUACCAUAAAUGAUAGCUACUGCUGAUCCAAAAACUUUACCACUGUGGCAGUUCCCCUACAGUAUUUGCCAUCACUUGGAACCUUUUCUUAUGGCUUACCAAAUUUCAAAAAUUAAUAAUGGCAAUUGUGUUUACAGUUGUGACAUAUCACUCCUAACCACAUGCAAAAGUGUGUUGCUCUACACUCUUUUCUUCUUCCAAUUCUCUUUUGAUUUCGUAUUGGAAACAGCUUCUCUGUCUGCCUGGAGCGAUCUCUAAGAAAGGGCAUUUUGAAUCUACAGACACGGCCCUUCAUAAUCAGAGGUUCUCUGGCUAUGCUCUAUUUGAAGUUUAAGACCUUUGCAAGUCACCUGCAUCCCAUUUUGAAGCUUGCAUUUAUUUCUUUAUGUUGUCUCCACUUUUUAUGGGCUAAAACUGCUGAUGGUUAACAGAAAACCAAGCAGCAUGGAAAUGAUGAGCCAGUGUGAUUUAUUGGUGGUUGAAACUAUUUAAGCAGGCUUACUAGCAACAGGCAUCCUUUCUCCAGUUCCAGGAAGCUGUUUUCUUGUGUAAUGCCCAUUCAUGUCAAUGGAGCUUAUUCAACAGAAAUACCUGAUGGUUUAUGUGCAGAUAAAACAGGGGUGAGAAAUCUAGGACCUGGGGCCCAAAUGCAGCCCUCCAAACCUUUUUGUUUGGGCUAGGGCUGGGUGAUACCAGACCCUCCAAGUGUCCCUAUUUUCCAGGGAUGUCCCUGAUUUUGAGAAGCCAUCCCUGUUUCUGAUUUGAUCCCAGAAUAUCCCACUUUUCCUUAGGAUGUCUCUAUUUUCAUUGAAGAAAUGUUGGAGGUGAUGGAGUUAUCUGAAGGCAAUCUUUUUUAAUUUUAAUUUUAAUUAUGUUGGAAGCUGCCUAGAGUGGCUGGGGCAACCCAGUAAGAUGUGUGGGGUAUAAAUAGUAAAAUCAUCAUUAUGGAAUGGGAAGUCCUUAUUUUCAUCGGAGAAAUGUUGGAGGGUAUGUGAUACAUUGUCCAAAACUGGUUUGACAUGGCACAAACUAUGAUGUGUGCAUGUCCCAGGGUUGCCAAAUCCAGAAACAAAAGUUGUUGAGCUUUUUUUUUUUUAAGGAAAUUCACCAAAAUCUAAACUUUCUGACAUGGGUUGCACUACGUCAGGGUUUCAAAAAAUUUCGUCUCUACCCUGAUUCAAACAGUAGUGUUCUGUUUGCUCUGCAGGGGGCAGAGAAGCACAAGAGCAUGUAUCAAAGAAAGCAGCCUAUCAAAGACCUUUCCUCAGUAACUUACGUAGACACCAUGAGUUUCUUGUUUAAAGUGCCAGCACCAGGCUAGGAGGUAGUUGAAGGAGACCUCAUGAUACUUGAACUUUGCUGGGACUGUCACAAGAGCAGGAAGCCCUUUCUACCUUGCCUCCCGAAAGCCCCCCAUGCUUUUGAGCCCUCAGCCAGGGCUAACUUGGCAGCCACUAGUAAUCUCGUAGAAAAAUAAGCUGGGGUUAUUUAAUUCUGAGUUUUAAAAAUAAAAAUAAACCUUUCCCUGUCGUUUAAGCCCCUUUCUCCCCUUUCCCCUUCUGUGUAGGGUUGCCAUAUUUCAAGAAGUGAAAAUCUAGACACAAAAGCCGACUUAGCUUGCUGUACAUCCAGAUUUCCCCUGACAUUUCAGCGAUUUCCUGUAAGUUCAGGAAAAUCUGGAAGUACGACAACCCUAUGCUGGUGUGUCUGUGUCUCCAUUGUGUCUAUUUGGGAACAUUCUUUUAUCUUAUUUUUUGAUAUCUAUGCUGCUAAUUACUUCUACAGCUUUUAUCUUAGAGAAAAGGUGAUAAUCUAAAAAGCACCUGUGCUGUAAAAUAGCAGUUGUAACAAUAUGUUAAAGGUCAGUACGAUUUUGUAAGUUUUAGACCCAUAAGUAGUAGUGGUUGCCAGUACAUUAUGCUGUUCACAUCUACACAAUUCCAUCCUUAUUUCAGACAUCUUGUAAUAUUGGUAUAUUGUGAUGUUAACUGGCAACAUAUCACAAUAUUGAAAACUAGACAUCGCCCUGCCCUAGUCUGGACCUUGGAGCUCUCUGCAGAGGGUGGCACAGAGCCCUGGCACCGCCUCCCCAAAACUGGAAGUUGAGUAAGCACUUGCCUAGCGUUGGGGGGAAAAAGAAGGGCUUUAGGACCCUGCCAGAGCCCAGGAGCUUCCUUCCUAGAGCCAGAGCAGUGCCGGCAAUUUUGAAGCGGCACAAAAUUGGGAAGGUCCAUAACUGGAGAAGAGAUAUAUUUGGGGGCUCCAAAUAUUGGCUUCAGAAGAUUACCAAAGUCCAUCCAUUUUAUCUGUCUUUGGGAGAGUGUUGCAAGGGCUCUGGAAUAGGAGUAAACCUUAUGUGAUCACAACUUUGUUCAGGUGUUUUUGGGUGGGUGGGGAAUAAAUAUUUAUUUUCCCACACACCUCCUGACGCCAAAGUUAUACUGGGACACUUGCAAGAGCAGGAAGCCCUUUCUGCCUCACCUCUCGAAAGCCCCCCAUGUUGCUGAGGCUUGCUUGGCAGCUGCUGCUAAUACAAGAAAAAGAAUAAACUGGGAUUUUUUAUUUCUGAGUUUAAAAUAAUUGAAAUAAACAUAGCCUUGUUGUUUAAGCCUCUUUCCUCCCUUCUCCCCUUCUGUGUGUGCUGGUGUGUCUGAAUCUCCCUCCUGUCUGUUAGGGAACAUUCUGCCACCUUAGAUUUGAUAAUUUAUACUACUAGUUACUUCUACAACUUUGAUUUUAGGAAAGGGUGCUAAUUUUGAAAUUAUUUGCACUGUAAAAUAACCGGCAUAACAAUAGCUGAUAGGUAAAUUUUUGACCCCUAAGUAGUAGGAGUUGCAAAAUACAUCACCCCAUUUGUCUCUACAUAGUUCCAUCCUUAUUUCAGACAUGGUCUUAUAUAUCGGUAUAUUGUGACAUAUCACAAUGUUGAAAACCAGACAUCGCCAAGCCCUCAUCGCAGCUGUUUUUCUUUUUGACCUAUGUUUAUGUGUGAUGUUCAUUUUAGUCUGUCAAUCUCCUUGGCUAUUCAGAUAGCAGAAUCUCAUAUAUGAUAUAAUAUGUUGCAUGUAAGACCUGCUUUUGUUGUAAGGUAUGUUUUUCCAGAGGUACUUAAUGCUAUUUUGAGAAAAUUAUUCCUAUUCUCGUUGGGUUUUUUUUACAUAGUACUAUGCUAUUUCAUCCAAAAAUACUUGCGAAGAUCCACUUGAUGGCGCCAAAUAUUGGCCACGCAGAGGAUGCCAUUUUAAGAGUGAUUACAAAGUGCAUCCAUUUUGUGUGGCUUUUGGAAGGGCGGCGCCAGAGCCCGGGCACCGCCUUCCCAAAGCCGGAAAUCUAGUACUUGAUUGCCCAUCUUUGGGAAAGAGUUAAGGGCUCUAGGACCCUGCCAGAGCUUGAAUAUUCCUUUCCAGAGCCAGACAUCACCCAGCCCUAGUUGCAGCACUUUUCCUUUCUGACCUAUGUUUAUGUAGGAUGCUUAUUUUAGUCUGUUAAUCUCUAUGCAUUUUCAAGUAGCGGAAUGUCAUAUAUGCCAUAAUACAUUGCAUGCAGGACCUGCUUUGGUUGUAGGGUAUAUUCCUCCUGAGGUACUUAAAAGUGUUUCUAGUCCAUUAUUCCUGUUCUCCUUUUUACAUAGUUCUAUGCUAUUUUAGUCAUUCAGAAAUCUGAUGUGCUGCAAAAUUGACAAGCUACACUUGGGGGCGCCAAAAAGCUGCACAUUUUAGGAAAGAUUACAAAGUGCAUCAGUGUUGUGUGGCCUUGGGAGGGUGGCACUAGGGCUCUGGAGGCAGCCCUGGCAAUGCCUUCCUGAAGCCGGAAGUCUAGUAAGUGCUUGCCCACACAAAAGUGAGAAGAUCCAUUUGGGGGCGCUUAUACUAGCCUCCCAGAGGUCUCCAUUUUAGGGAAGAUUACAAAGUGCAUCCAUUUUGUGUGGCUGUUGGAGGGCGGCACAAAGCCCUGGCACCGCCUUCCAAAAGCCAGAAGUUUAGUAAGUGCUUGCCCAGUUUUAGGAACCAGGGAAGGGCUCUAGGAAGAUGCCAGAGCCUGGUUUUCCUGCGCAGGGUGUCACACCAAGGUGGCACAAUAUUGUACCUGCAGUUUUUAUGCACAGGGCGCCCAGCCUAGAUGGCACAAAAUCUGAGGCUCUUGCAAGAACACAAAGCCCUUUCUGCCUCCCUUGCCAAAAGCCUGGCAGGUUCUUGUGGCUCACAUGGCAGCCUCCGCUAUUGUGAUAGAAAAAUAAACGGGGGUUAUUUAAUUGUGAGUUUAAACCUCUUUCCUCCCUUUGCCUCCCCCCCAUCUGUGUCUAUCUCAUCUCUGUUAGGGAACAUUCUCUCAUCUUAUCUUUGACAUCUGUGCUGCUGAUUUCUUCCACAGAUUUUAUUUUAGAGAAAAGGUGCAGAUUUAAGAAAUAUUGGUAAUAUGAAAUCACAGUUGUAAUAAUUUCUUAAGUGUAAGUAAAAAUAAAUACGUUUUAGACCCCUAACUAAUAUGAGUUGCCGGCACGUAACUCAGUUCGUUCUACAUAUCUCCGUUCAUAUUUCAGAUACGGACAUGGUGCUGUAUCGGUAUAUAUAUCGCGAUGACAUAUCACAAUGUUGAAAAGCAAGACAUCGCUCAGCCCUCCUUGCAAAAUUGAGAAGAUCCUCUUGGGGGCGCCAAAAUGGCCGCCAUUUUAGGAAAGAUUAAGAACUGGGUCCAUUUUGUGUGGCUGUUGGAAGAGGGCGGCGCUUGAGGUGCUUCCAAGGGCCUGGCACCGCCAUAUUGAAGCCGGAAGCCUAUUAAGGGCUUGCCCACACAAAGGUGGGAAGAUGCAUACUUGAGAAUAUCCACUUGGGGCGGCAAAGCUUCCCAUAGACUGCAGCCAUUUUAGGAAAGAUUACAAAGUGCAUCCAUUUUGUGUGGCUGUUGGAAUGCGAUGCUAGGGCUCUUGGAGGCUGCUGCAGCCCUGGUACUGCCUUCCUGGAGCUGGAAGUCUAGUAACUGCUUGCCCAGUUUUGGAAGCAGGGAAGGGCUCUAGGGUGCUGCCAGAGCCCUCCAGUUUUCUUCCCAGAGCCAAAUCGGAGCCUGCAGUUUUUAAGCAAGAGUCACCCUGCCUAGGUGGCACAAAAUUUGGGGCUGUUGCAUGAGCAGGAAGCCUUUUCUGCCUCCCCUCCCCAAAGCCUGGCAUGUUACUGUGGCUCGCUUGGCAGCCUCCACUACUCUGGUAGAAAAAUAAACUGGAGUUAUUUAAUGCUGAGUUUAAAACAAUAAAAAUAAUUCUUGCCCUAUUUAAGCCUCUUUCUUCCUGUUGUCCCCCCCCCCAAUCUGUGUCUCCCUCAUAUCUGUUAGGGAGCUUUCUCUCACCUUACCUUUGACAUCUAAGCUGAUAAUUUUUUCUACAGCUUUUAUUUUAGAGAGAAUGUAUUAUUUUAAAAAAUAUUGGUAAUAUAAAAUCACAGUUGUAACAAUUUCUUAAGCGUAAGUUAAAAUGAGUAAGUUUUAGACCCCUAACUAAUAUGAGUUGCCGGCACAUAACCCUGUUCGUCUCUACAUAUCUCCGUUCAUAUUUCAGACACAGACAUGGUGCUGUAUCGGUAUAUAUUGCGAUGACAUAUCACAAUGUUGAAAAGCAAGAUAUCGCUCAGCCCUCCUUGCAAAAUUGAGAAGAUCCUCUUGGGGGCGCCAAAUACUGGCCUCCCAUUGGCCGCCAUUUUAGGAAAGAUUACAAAGUGCAUCCAUUUUGUGUGGCUGUUGGAAGAGGGCGGCGCUAAGGCUGGGAUGCUUCCAAAGGCCUGGCACUGCCAUACUGAAGCCGAAAGCCUAGUAAGGGCUUGCCCACACAAAGGUGAGAAGAUCCACUUGGGGGCGCCAAAUCCUAGCUUCCCACAGGCAGCAGCUAUAUUAGGAAAGAUUACAAGGUGCAUCCAUUUUGUGUGGCUUUUGGGAGGGCGGUGCUAGGGGAGCUUCCAAAGGCCUGGCACCACCAUACUGAAGCCAGAAGCCUAUUAAGGGCUUGCCCACACAAAGGUGAGAAGAUGCAUUCUUGAGAAGAUCCACUUGGGGGUGCCAAAUCCUAGCUUCCCACAGGCAGCAGCCAUAUUAGGAAAGAUUACAAGGUGCAUCCAUUUUGUGUGGCUUUUGGGAGGGCGGUGCUAGGGGUGCUUCCAAAGGCCUGGCACCACCAUACUGAAGCCAGAAGCCUAUUAAGGGCUUGCCCACACAAAGGUGAGAAGAUGCAUUCUUGAGAAGAUCCACUUGGGGGCACCAAAGCUUCCCACAGGCCGCAGCCAUUUUAGGAAAGAUUACAAAGUGCAUCCAUUUUGUGUGGCUGUUGGAGGGUGGUGCUAGAGCCCUGGCACCGCCUCCCGAAAGUGGAAAGUCCAGUAAGUGCUUGCCUAGCUGUGGGAAGGAGGGAAGGGCUCUAGAGUGCUUCCAGAGCCCUGGAGUUCCCUUCCCAGAGUCAGAGCAGUAUGGGCAGUUUUUCUGCACAGGGUGCCCAGCUGAGGUGGCACAAAAUUUUAAGGAUCCUUUUUAUCUGCCCUUGGAAGGGCAACACAAGGACUCUGGGAAACUGCCAGAGCCCGAACAGCACCUUCCCACAGCUGAGUAAAACAAAUGCGAUUGCAGCUUUGCUGUAGUGCAGAGCUUUCCAAACUGUGUGUCGCAAUGCGUGUGUCCUGCCACCUGAACACUCGCCCCCCUUUUUCCUGGGGGGGUGGAAAGGGAUUCAUUUAACCUGCAGUUUGCUAGAAAAACUGAAUUACUGUGUCUCGAAAUGAUGUAUGCCUAAAAGUGAGUCCCAGGCAUGAAAACUUUGGAAAGCUCUGCUUGUGUGUGUGUGUUUGUGUGUGCGUGCGCGUGUGCACGUGCACGUGCACGUGCACUAUUUAUUUACUUCCCUAAACGGGGGUUAUUUCAAAAAAUAAACCUUGCUCUGUUUUUUAAGCCUCAUUCCUCCCUUGUCCCCUUCCUUCUGUGUUUCUCCCUUAUGUCUGUUGGGAAAUGUUCUCCCACUUUAACUCUGAUAUCUAGGCUACUAAAUGCCUGCACAGGUUUGAUUGUAGAGAAAAGGAGCAAAUUUUAAAAUUAUCUGCGCUAUAAAAUAACGGUUGUAACAAUAUGCUAAAGGUAAGUACGAGUUUAUAAAAUUUAGACCCCCUAGGUAAUAGCCAUUCCCAGAAUAUCAUCCCGUUCGUUUGCUUCUACAUAGUUUCAUCCUUAUUUUAGACAUUGUGUUACAUCCGUAUAUUGCGAUGUUUAGCUGGUGACAUAUCACGAUGUUGAAAUCGCCCAGCCUUCAUUGCAAUAUUAAGAAGUUCCACUUGGGGCCGCCAAAUAUUGGGCUGCCAGAGGCUGCCAUUUUAGGAAAGAUUACAAAGUGCAUCCAUUUUGUGUGGCUGUUGGAAGAGGGCGGCGCUAAGGCUGGGAUGCUUCCAAAGGCCUGGCACCGCCAUACUGAAGCCGAAAGCCUAUUAAGGGCUUGCCCACACAAAGGUGAGAAGAUGCAUUCUUGAGAAGAUCCACUUGGGGGCACCAAAUACUAUCCUAGCUUCCCACAGGCCGCAGCCAUUUUAGGAAGAUUACAAAGUGCAUCCAUUUUGUGUGGCUUUUGGGAGGGCGGUGCUAGGGGUGCUUCCAGAGGCCUGGCACCACCAUACUGAAGCCAGAAACCUAUUAAGGGCUUGCCCACACAAAGGUGAGAAGAUGCAUUCUUGAGAAGAUCCACUUGGGGGCACCAAAUACUAUCCUAGCUUCCCACAGGCCGCAGCCAUUUUAGGAAGAUUACAAAGUGCAUCCAUUUUGUGUGGCUUUUGGGAGGGCGGUGCUAGGGGUGCUUCCAGAGGCCUGGCACCACCAUACUGAAGCCAGAAACCUAUUAAGGGCUUGCCCACACAAAGGUGAGAAGAUGCAUUCUUGAGAAGAUCCACUUGAGGGCACCAAAUACUAUCCUAGCUUCCCACAGGCCGCAGCCAUUUUAGGAAGAUUACAAAGUGCAUCCAUUUUGUGUGGCUUUUGGGAGGGCGGUGCUAGGGGUGCUUCCAAAGGCCUGGCACCACCAUACUGAAGCCGGAAACCUAUUAAGGGCUUGCCCAAACAAAGGUGAGAAGAUGCAUUCUUGAGAAGAUCCACUUGGGGGCGCCAAAUACUAUCCUAGCUUCCCACAGGCCGCAGCCAUUUUAGGAAGAUUACAAAGUGCAUCCAUUUUGUGUGGCUUUUGGGAGGGCGGUGCUAGAGCCCUGGCACCACCUUCCAAAAGCCUGAAGUCUGGUAAGUGCUUGCCCAGGUUUGGGAAAGAGAGAAGGGCUCUGGGACCCUGCCAGAGCCUGGUUUUCCUGUGCAGGGUGCCAUGCCAAGGUGGUACAAAAUUGGAAAAAUCCAUAAUUGAGACAAUCCAAUUGGAGGGGGUAGCACAUUUUGGCUUUGAAAGAAGUUAGUCAUCCCCCUCCAUGUUCCUGACGCUUGCUUUUCUAGUAGAAUAAUAAACUAGGAUUAUUUAUUGCUGAUUUAAAAUUAAUAUUAAAAAACCUUCCUUUGUUGUUGAAGCCUGUUUCCUCUCCUCUCCCCUUCUGUAUAUGCUGGUGUGUCUUUUAUUUUAGACCAAAGGUGAUAAUUUUAAAAAUAUUGGUGUAUCACGAUGUUUAGCUGGUGACAAAUCACGAUGUUGACAUCGCCCAGCCCUUGUUGCAGCCCUUUUCCUUUCUGACCUACUGGAUGCUCAUUUCAGUCUGUCAAUAUCUGUGCCUUUUCAAGUAGCAGAACCUCAUAUAGGAUAUAAUACAUUGCACGUAGGACCUGCUUUAGUUGUAGGGUAUAUUCAUCCUGAGAUACUUAAAAGUGUUUCCAGCCCAUUACUAUUCCUGUUCUGCUUUUUAGAUAGUGCUAUGCUAUUUCAGUCCUCCUAAAAUUGGAGGUGGUGCAAAAUUAAGAAGAUCCACUUGGAGGUGCCAGAUAUUGCCUUGCAUAGGCUGCAAUGAUUAUGUGGCUGUGGGGAGGGCAGUGCUGGGGCUCUGUGGGGCUCUGUAGGGACUCUGUGGGGACUUUCCCAUCUUUGGAUGGAGGGAAGGACUCUAGGGUACUGCCAGAGUCUUGACAGUUUUCCUUCACAGGGCACUGAGUGAAGGCGGCACAAAUUGGGAAGAUCCAUAAUUGAGAAUAUCUAUUCGGGAGCACCAAAUAUUGGCUUCAAAGGAUUGCCGAAGUCUGGUCUAUUUUAUCCAUCUUGGGGAGGGCGGCACAAAAGCCUCUUGUUUAAGUCUCUUUCCUCCCCGCUCCCCUUCUGUGUGUGCUGGUGUGUUUGUGUCUCUCUCCUCUCUGUUAGGGAACAUUAUCUCACCUUACCUUUGAUACACAUGCUACUAGUAUCGUCUACAACUUUUAUUUUAAGUGAAAGGUGCUAAUUUCAAAAUUAUCGGUAAAAUAAAAUCACAUUUGUAGCCCUUGCUGCAAGUCUUUUCCUUUCUGACCUGUGUUUAUGUGGGAUACUCAUUUUAGCCUUUCAUUCUCAGAACCUCAUAUAUCAUAUAACACAUUGCAUGUAGUACCUGCUUUGGUUGUAGGUUAUAUUCCUCCAUUAUUUUUGUUCUCCUUUUUACAUAGUUUUACAUUUCAGUCAUAAAAUCUGAGGUGUCACAAAAUUGAGAAGAUCCACUUGGGGGCGCCAUAUAUUGGCCUUGUGCAGGCUGCAAGGAUUACUGUAGGAGUGUGGCAUGAGGGCUACUACAUGCUUGCCCAGCAUUAGGAAGGAGACUGCCAGAGCCCUGACUUUCCUUCCCACACUCAGAGUUCUGGGAAGAUUAAUCAUUGAGAAUAUCUAUUUGGGGGCGCCAACUAUUGGCUUUCGAAAGAUUACCAAAGUCUGUCCGGUUUAUCCAUCUUUGGGAGGGCAGCACAAGACUCUGGCAUCCACAGCUAGUCCAAUGGAAAAAUAAACUGGGAGUAUUUACCUCUGAGCUAAAAAUAAUUGAAAUAAAACUUGCCCUGUUUUUUAUGCCUCUUUCCUCCUUUAUCCUCUUCUCUCUGUGUGUGUCUCCUUCCGGUCUAUUAGGGAACAUUCUGCCAACUUACUUUUGAUAUUUAUGCCUCUAAUUACUUCUACAGCUUGUAUUUUAGAGAAAAGAUGAUUAUCUAAAACUCACCUGUUCUGUAAAAUAACAGUUGUAACAAUAUGUUAAAGGUAAGUACGAUUUUAUAAGUUUUAGACACCAAAGUAGUAGUGGUUGCCAGCACAUUAUGCUGUUCACCUGUACACAAUUCCAUCCUUAUUUAAGACAACAUAUCACAACGUUGAAAACUAUACAUUACCCUGCCCUAGUCUGGACCUUGGAGCUCUCCACAGGCCACACAACCCUCACUGGCCCUGCUUCACACCCUCCUUGAGCUUUUUUGCCUGGUUGGAAUGUAUCAUUUGCUUGCCUGGAUGGAGAUGUGUGUGUGUUUGUAUGUCUCUGUGUGUAGAAACUAGCUUCCUAAAGUAAAAAAAUUAAAUGCACUGCUGUGUCCACCUUUGCCUCUGGCCCUGCCCACCACUGGCAUGUGGUUCCCAGAAGGUUGCCCAGAAGGAGUGUCUCCACCCCCUCCGUUCAGCCUAUUUAGCCUGGACACUGUGGUCCACCUCCUAGGGUUUUCUGGGAGUUCCCUCACUGCCAGAAGUGAAGCUAUGGGGAACCAGGCAGAGGGCCUUCUUGGUAGUGGCACCCACUCUGCGGAACGCCUUCUCUUCAGAUGUCAAGGAGAUGAGUAACUAUGUAACCUUUAGAAGACAUCUGUAUAGGGAAGCUUUUUAAAGUUCAAUGUUUUAUAUAUACUGGAAGCCACCCAGAGUGGUGGGGGCAACGCAGUCAGAUGGGUGGGUACAAAUAACAACAACAACAACAAUUAUUAUUAUUAUUAUUAGCCUCAUGCUAGCCCAGCUUCUAUUUGAACGUUAAAUGGUUUUGCUGAUUUCCGUGUGCGUGCUUUAUUUAUUCUUUUAUCUGUUUUAUUGAUAAUUUUAUUAUGUCCACCAGUUAGAUCGCUGAAUCAAAAAGCUCACUGUUUCUACCUUGUUUUUGUACACCACUUUGACGUGUUUAACAUAAAGUGAUUUAUACAUUUUGGAAAUAAAACAAGAAGAAUGUUUGGGACAGGCCCCGGACAGCUAACUGUUCAUUCAAUAUUUCUAUGACUUCCAAAAAUAAAUAACUUCCAUGUGAGACAACACACCGACCAAUAUUUUUCAAUUUCAAAUGAGGGCUGCGCCAUUGAGCAGACUAAGGAGAUUAGUUGGUUAAAAUAUAAAUAUAAAAUGUAGAUAUAUUUAAUCCAGAUAUAUGAACUGGACCCCUGGUCAAUAAGAGCCUAGAUGGACUACCUGCCCAGACCAAAAUGGCCGCUAUGUUGUUCUUACAAAAAAACAAAACCAUGUUUCCAUUUAAGGAAAGCAAGCAGUUGUUUUUCCUUUUCUCCUAUCUUAACUCCUGAUGGCUUGUCCUGUUCCUUUUCCCACCAGGCCUCUGCCAAUGUCUCCACAACACAGAGGGGCCUUCCUGUGAGCGUUGUGCUGCUGGUUUCCAUGGCAACCCCUUCACUGGCCGCUUUGAUGACUGUAAGCCUUGCCCUUGCCCUGGCCAGACGCCUUGCUUGGCUCUCCCACAGAGCGGAGAGGUGGUCUGUACCCACUGCCCACUGGGACAAAGAGGUGCGUAUAACUAUUGGGGCUGUGCUCAUACGUUAAACCAGUGGUUGCCAAUCUGCCAAUCUGUGGGGUUUUUUUGCUGGUGACCAUGAAGCCUCUGAUUCCUGCUCCACAAACUGCUCCCUUGGUCCUGAGGUGGGUGCCUUAUUUCCCCUUGAAAAGUAAAUAGAUGCUCUUUCCCACUUCCUCCUUUAGCUCUCUUUGCUUUUCAAGGCACCUCUGAGAAUCUCAGUUCUUCUUGGGGUUUUUUAAAGUGCAAGUUGCUGGUCCUUAUGGCUAUGGAACUAAAUCUGGGGAUAUGUUUCUGCCUUUGCCCUCUCCCGUUCUCCUCUGUCUCUCUGUCUUUGUUCGAAUGAACCUCUAUGUUUAUUUUAAACAUUGACUCAUGGAAUCAGCAACAAACAUUUUAUACCUCUGUGUCAUUUGCCAUUAGUGACAGAAAAUCAAUUUCAGAAGGAAAAGGAACAUACAAUUUUGUCUUUAUGGCUUAUAGGGAAGUUUGGAUUCAUGUCAAUGAUGACAAACACCAGAGCAGAGUGAAAUAAUUCUCCUGCUUGAGUUAAUAAUGGCAGAUGGGCUGCUGCUGUAAUGCUUCCUAGGAGACCAACAAGUGAUAUUUUUCAGUCAGUUGAAGAUGGAUUGAAAGAGGAAUUAGUAAUCUUAGUGAAUGCAGUCAUCCCACAGAACAGGAUGAACAAGUUAUAUUCCUAUUGUUCCAAAAACCUACCAACUCUACUCAGCCAGAAAGCACCUGCGUUACAUGUGUAUGCUUUGGAAAGUGAUACCUUUUGCAAACUGCUUUCAGCUCUCUUAGGAACUGCAGUACCAUCUGCAGUCUCUUUUGGUGGGACUUGUUGACAAAACCUGGUUCUCCCUACCUCUGCUGUUCUUCUCUAGGGAGACUCUGUGAGCUGUGUGAUGAUGGCUUUUUCGGCGACCCCCUGGGAAGGAAUGGUCCAGUCCGACCUUGCAGCCCCUGUGAAUGCAACAGCAACGUGGACCCCAAUGCCGUGGGCAACUGUGAUCCUGUCUCAGGCCAGUGUCUCCGCUGCUUAUACAACACAGCAGGAGGACACUGUGAGAGGUGUCAGGAAGGCUUCUAUGGAGAUCCACUAGCCACCAACCAUGCUGUGAAGUGUACACGUGAGUACAGGCCUUCCAUCAUCCUGAGAGCUGCUUGGAAACCUUUUGGUCCAGCAGCAUGCAGAAGUUUAAAAAAGUAUUCCAGGGGUUCCAGCCUCUUACCCAAAGUCCAUUUUUCCUUUUGGAAUGAGGCACAGUGGAGACUGUUGUGUCUUUAUGAUAUUUACACAUAUAUACAACCUGAGCCUACGAUGGAGGGGUUCACAGCAUCAACACCCCAAAAGGGUCUUGUUUCUCCUACAGUUGCAGCCUUGGAUUCAAACAGAAAUCAAACAUUGCUCUCAAAUGUUGCUCUGUCUCUCUCUCCAGCUUGCUGCUUUACUGCAAAUGUUCAACUCCCAACUUUGCUCUUGAUUUUGUCAUUAACAUAGAUAAAGAAAGGAGUCUAUAUUUCUUGGAAAGUAUCUCUUUUCAUUAUGCCUUUAUCACCCUCCUGUGUCCGGUGAGAUGCUCUGACAUUGGCGUAGGUCAGAUAUUAUUUCCCCAUUUUUAAAAGAAAGAGGGGGCCCUGUGUCCUGCCCACUUCCACGUGGGCUUAUCGGCGCGACACCUUCAGUGACUCUCCCAUAACAUGGAAGCUGCAAAAUAUGGAAACUGAGAAUUCUUUUAGGCUGCGUCCAGUCUUCCUGGAUUUCCUGUGCUAAAUGGAAAUUGUAGCAAGAGCAGUGGGCCCUGUUGCUGACCUUGGUUUCGCUGAUGAAUGUCCAGCCUUGCUGCCUUCUGGAGCUAAUCUUUAAACCAAUUGAUGCUUCUGGACACUUCAAAGGCAACUAAAAAGGAAAAAUAAUCACAAAAUUAUGGUUUCCACAAAAUCAUAAAUUACAACACAGGUGGGAAACCUCAGACAACACUAUCUUAAUCAUUUUUUAAGGAGUGUUUUUGCCUGGCGUGGAUAGAGAGGGAUGUAAAUGUGUGUAGAAACAACCCUACUGUAAAAAGGUAAAAUUUACAUUCAUUGCCCCACCUUUUUUUGCUUCUGGCCUUGACCACUUCUAUGAAGCAGCUCUAGAACAAUUGCAUAUAAGGACAUAUCCUGUUUUGGAUAGCCAACAUGCCCAUCCAGGCGGAUUUUUACAUUUUAAUGGAAAUGUCCAGGUUUGGGGUUUAUUUUAUUUUUUGGUUUUCGGGUGGGGAGGCAUGCACAUGCUUGGGAGGGCACUGUGCCCCAGAAGCGCCACAGUGGAGCGAGGCCAUCACAGCAAAGAGCAAAGAUCAGGUAGGAGCUGGGGUUCUGCCUCCACUUGGCCUGGCAGUGGCUCAGCCUCGGACUGCUCUGCAUGCCGUGGCCCACUGGAUGGAGUAUCCAUUUGUAUGUGGCCCUUGGAAUGUUGAAUGCAAUAGAAUGUGGCCCUGAGGCCAAAAGAAGCUCCCCACCCAGGUUUAAAACAAUAAAAACUAUUUAUUUUUGAAAAAAACAAACAAGCCAACAGAAUGGAAAAUUUAGAUUUUAAAUGCACACAACAAAUAUGGGUUGCUUGUUGAAUGGGGGGCCUGUGUUGUGCCAAGGCCAGUAGGCUUAGCCCACCAAGUAUUUAAGUGUAAGAAUGUAUUUUCCCUCCCCUCAUCCUUCCUAGCCUGCAAGUGUAACCCUGGAGGCUCUACCAAUGGAGCAGCGACUUGUGAUGAUGUCACCGGUCAGUGCAUCUGCCUCCCCCAUGUGACUGGGCGGGACUGCAGCCAAUGCCAAGCAGGUUAUUAUGACCUCCAGCCAGGAAAGGGUUGCAAAAGGUAAUCAGGUGGAGUGGGUGGGAAGGAAGGGUGGGGGAGAAAAUGAUUUUUAGAGAAAAAUCAGGCAGGGAAUAUGUAAUAUAGAAGGAACCUGCCUUAUACUGAGUCAAACCAUUGGGUCCAUCUAGCUCAAUAUUGUCUACACUGACUGGCAGCAGCUCUCCAGUAUUGCAAGCAGGUUUCUCUCCUUGCCCUACCUGGAGAAGCCAGAGGCUGAACCUGUGACCUUCUGCAUGCAAAGCAGAUGCUCUUCCUCUGAGCUACAGCCUCUUCCCAUAGCCUAUUCUGUGGUUAAACAUAUUCUGAUUACUAUUGUACUGCUGAUUGGAGUUCAAUAUUGUGACAAGUAUACCCUAGUUAUGGAGCUGAACAACCUCGUCAUACAUACUUGCUAAGAUUUCUUGUUAUGGCAGUGAACUUUGACUUUUAUUGAUAAUUAUAGUAUUUGUUUUACUUUCCUUAAAGGUUUUUCCCAUUUUGGGGUGGUUGUUUUUUCAAAAUUUCUGUACUAAUUGAUUGUAAAUGAAACUUUACAGCUGUUUACAAAACAAAACAAAACAAAACAAAACAUAAAAACAUUAAAAUUAUCAAUAAAACACUGAGGUUCUAUUUACAGUCAGGUGGUGUAUAAAAUUAAUUAAUUAGGGCAGGCAGGCAGUCCCAUAGUUUUUCCACCACAUAGGAUGUCCGGUAUCUUUUCUGAGCCAACUUAACGAAUCUUAACAGUGUGUGGUUGAGAAGGACCUGGAAGCAAAUCUUAGUGCAGAACAAUGGUUCUCAAAGUUUUCCUCUGGGUCAUAUUUUCAGAAGAAACAUUUGCUUGUGCCACUUCUAUUUUUAUUGAUAAGAAAUACAUUGGAAAACAAAAAGAAACAACUCUUAGCAUUGUUGGAUUUUGAAAAGCUAUCUAUCCAUAUUCUGCAAAUAAAUACAAAUAAUAUUGUGAUGGCAUAAUCUACCCUACUACCCUGAGAUGUUUGUUAUUUUCCUUUGAUUGUCCUUGAAUCUUCCCGCCGUACUUGCCAUCCUCUCUUGCCACACCAUUGCGGCAAACCACACCCUUUGAGAACCACUGGCACAGAGACAGGAUUAUAUGAGCAGGCCAUUGAGUAACCUGGUUCUAAGCUGUUUCUUCUUCUCUCUCUAUCUCUCCCUCUCUCCCCCUCCUCAGUUGCCAAUGUCACCCAGUAGGUUCUCAACACAGCCGCUGCCACCCGCUCACAGGGCAAUGCUCUUGUCAACCUGGCGUGGAAGGUGUGUCAUGUGAUCAGUGCCAGGCUGGUUUCUUUGGCUUCUCAUUCCAAGGAUGCCGAGGUAACUCCAGCGCCUGAUUGAGCGUCUUCACAGUUUGCUAUAGUGUCUUGUCCUGGAUGCAGGGCUCUCUUUCUCUUUGGGCUUCCUCCCUGCACUCCACUGGAAUGCAACUGAUUAAGAGGAUCUGUCAUAAAAUGGGGUGGAGAUGGGGUGGAGACUGAUAAAUUAGUCACAAUGUGGAGCAUCCUGCAGAAGAGCCUGGAUCAGGUUAAAGGCUAGUCCAGCAUCUCAUUCUCACAGUGGCCACCAGAUGCCUGUGCGAAAUGGCAAGCAGGACCCAACAGUACUCUCCCCGUUGGUGAUAUCCUGCAGGGGCGCCAAUUUGAAUAAACUAUGGGGGGCAGGUCCUAGCAACAGAGGUACCUAGAGCUGGUGAGAUGGUUUAUUCCCUACUCAAUCCACUUUUUAUCCCUAAAACAGUUCUGUGAGGUUGAUUGUUUUCAAAAACAGCAGCUGGUCCAAGGCUAUUCUGAACACAACUCUCUCCAAGCCCAAGUUUCUAGGCAUCUGGUAGUCUCUCCCCCCCCCCCCCAACCCAAAUCGACAAGUCCUUGCUGCAAAAUUAUGCAUUUGCCUGCUUGGGCAUAUUUUUAGGACACCUUAUUUCUGUGACAGUAGGCUUUAAUUUAAAUUGCUUUUAAACAUUGUGAUUUAAUUGUUGUAAGGAGCUCUGGGUCCUUGGGGUAAAGGGUAGAAAGAAGAAGAGGAGGAGGAGGAGGAGGAGAGCUUUACCCUGUUCACUUAUGGGGAGGGUAAAUGGCGAAAUGAUAAAUAAGAAAUUAUCUUGAUGGUUUUUGCUCUCUUGCCAUCCAGCAAUCCUUUUACAAGUUCGUUUACAGGGCUUGUUGGGAAACAAAGUCUAAAAGUAGAAUAGAAAGAAAGGCAGCAAUGCCCAUCAACUUUGGGUCCCUCCAGCCACCUCAAACAUUUUAAGGGGUGGCAAAGGAACCUGAGUUCCAAGCAGCAGGUAUUCAAAGGCUUGCUGCUUCUGAUGGUGGAGGCAGAACAUAAUCAUCAUGGCAGGUAGACACUGAUAGCCUUAUCCUCUAUGAAUAUGUCUAAUCAGCUUUUAAAGCCAUCUGAGUUGGUGCCCAUCAUUGUCUCUUGUGGGAGCGAAUGAACUAUGCAUUUUUACCACAUAAAUUACGGUGAUAUUGAACACCCUGCAAGAAUAGGUGGCCCUGAGCUAUAUUAAGAAUCAUCUGAGCUGGAGAUACUCCAUUAUCCUAAAAAGAAAUCUCACUAUUUCUCUUCCCUUUGCCCACCUCUGGAAGCCUCCCCAAAAGCUGGAAAGGUGGGAUGUUAUUCCAAGUUAGACCACUGCUCUGUCUAGCUCAGUACUGCCUGCACUGACCGGCAGUGGCUCUUAGAGAUUUUAGACUCAGGUCUUUCCCAUUCCUACCUGAAGAUGCCAGGGAUUGAACCUGAGGCCUUCUGCAUGCAAGGCAGGUGCUCUAUCACCAGACUAUGUCCUUUCCCCUUCUACUCCUCCUUCCCAUGCAUGCUGUGUCCCCAAAUUAAGAGUCACACAUAUUGUUUUCUUACUUCCAGCCUGCAACUGCUCCCAGCUCGGUUCUGUCUCCCUCCAGUGCCAUGACAACAGCACGUGUGUGUGCAAGCAAGGCUUUGUGGGGUACAAGUGUGACCAAUGCAAAGUGAACCACUUCUAUGACCCUGGGAGCAAUGAGUGCCUGGAGUGUCCUAUUUGCUACAGUCUCGUGAAGGAAGAGGUAAAACCCACCGCUUGCUUGCUUGCUUGCAUCAGCCCGUCAGUCAGCCAAUCAGCUAAUCAGACAUUUUAGUCAGAUUUGCUAAAUGUAUAGUUAGCCAAUUAACCCCAUUAAAAACAAAAAUACUUCCUUAAUAUAUUUCUAGACUACUGUCCAUCCCUUAAGAUCCCUGGUAUCAAAACAACAGCAAUCAUAAACCAGUUAAUGCAACCAAACAUGUAAAUUAACAAUUGUGAUAACUGUAUUUCUGUGGGCAAACAGAGCAUUUCAUUUUGAGCUGGUCUCACCAGCCAUUCAACUCAGAACGCCCACCAAAGCCUGGCUGAACAGCUACGUCUUAAGGCAAAGGAAGGUGCCAUGUAAACCUCCAAGUGGAGGGAGUUCCAGAAGUGGGGUGCCGCUGGUGAGAAGGUUCUAUCCCAUGUCACUAUACAGUAGACCCAACACUCUUUAGCAUAUCUUAGGGCCUGUUCAGGUUGGCAUAAGGAAAGAUGCUUCUUCAGUUAUUUGGGUCCCAGGUUUUUUAAGUACUUCAUAAGUUAGCAUCAUUGGAUCCAGUAGCAUAUAUGCAAUCAGUACAGCUCCUUUAAAAUUGGUGUUGUAUGGGUGAGAUUGGCUACACCACUCGGCGCUCUAACAGUUGCAGCAUCUGGACUGUCUUCAAGGGUAGCCAGCCCCAUGUAGAAUGCAUUGCGGCAAUCAAAUUAGGGAGUUACUACAUCAUGAAUUACUGUGGCUAGGCAGUAAUAUUUAAAUUUAGAUAAUUUAGUCAAAUUUAUGGCUAGUCAACCAAUGUUUUUGUUGAUUUAGUUGCAUUUAUAUACAAAUAUGAAGCAGAAUCUGAUUAUGUGUGAGGCUAAUUGGCCCCUGUGAUAUCGCCAAGAACCAGGAACAUUUUAAAAUUUUAAUUGAUAAAUUUCUGGAUUGAAUACAUGUAUUCAUUUCUAAGGCUGUGUUGUUGAGUGGUAGUUUCAAGUUUUACAUUUUUGUAUUGCCCUUUUUAUCUUUCGUCAUUUCUGAGUUUAAGACAUUUUAGACAAGCAUUUGCCCGGGAAAGUUGCCUAAACUUAAUCAAAUAAAUUAUUUUCUACCCUUUGCACUAUACGACUGUCUUUUACUAUCAUGUCUGCAUUUCUUCCCAAAAGCCAUCUUGUUUCAGACUCAUUUCCUCUGCAAGCAGCAAGUUGUGGAACCCAAGCUCAGGGUUGUACCCUGAGGCUGUCUUUUUGUAUUAUGUAUGUCUUCCCUGGAAAGCCAUCCCAUAUUGCUCUCUUUCUCCCUGCAGGCAGACAAUUUGAAGGCCAAGUUGACAAAGAUGGAGUCAUGGUUGGAGAAACCAAAUUGUGGCAUGAUGAGGGCACGUUAUUAUUCUGCCAUGCUGCGGGACGCGCCACGGGGUGACACUCUCCACAGCCGUUACCUGUUGAAAGGUAAAGAGAUUGGGUGGGUUGGAAAGGGGUCUUCCUUUUCUGUUGGAGCACAGGAAAUAUCUAGAAGGGACUUUCAGACCCACCAACAGAGAAUCCUCCCAAUUUUCAUCAAACUAGCAACUCAAGAGUGUCCUAGGAUUUGCCUCGAAAAAGGUCAAGUAUAUGGAUGAAUGGGUCAUUCUGUGUCUUCUUCAUGUGCAUUUCACGUGUGUCCAUCUUGUUCCACACCUUGCUCAAAAAUGGGAGAGAAAAGGUGAUUGGCAGGCCUACCGUCUAAAAGGCACAACAAAAAGGAAAAGGAAUUGAGAUUGAGGAAGACAACAACUGGCACUGAUUUUUGGUUAAAAACAGUUAUUUUCUUCUAGAAAAAGGGUUCUGGUACUCACCAUGAAGUUGUUACAGUAAGUGCCACACUUUUAACCAGUGCUUUUCUUCUAGGAAAAAAAAGGUGCUGGUACUGUGUACCCUUGAGAGCCCCCUGAAAGAAGCACUGUUAUAAAGUUCCCAGAAGUGUUCCUUCUGCCAGGAAGGAAGCAAACAAGCUCUAAGGAAUGUAAGAAGCUACCUUGAGCCAUUGGGCUGCCAAGCUCACUGUUGUCUACACUGGACAGCAGCAGCUGUCUCAGGUUUCAGGCAGCCCUACCUGGAGAAGCUGAGGAUUGAACCUGGGGCCUUCUGCAUGCAAGGCAGAUGCUCACCCACUGAGCUACAGUCCUCCCCCAGCCCUUACAAUACCCUGUAGCUGGUCAUUCUUUCGCCAGUGGAUACAGCCAGGUUAGUCUCUUCCUAGCCAUGAUGUUCUUUCUGCGAGGCAGAGAGUGCAGCUUCCCUUGGUUCUCUGGUCAAUUGCAGAGGCUAAAACGUUGUACCCUCCUGCCCUGCACUCUAUGCACAAUACCUAUGUACCUCUCCACUACAAAGGAGUUGAUCAGAGAACACCCCCCCCCAAACAUAUCCCAUAAUUCUCCAUAUCCAGCUUUUCUCUGGCACAGCCCCAAGCAUGUGAAGUAGCCAUUGCAAAGAGCAAUUUUUGUCCCCUGCAGGUGCCAAAGUGGCUUUCCUAGAAGAGCUUGCUGAGCUGGAGAGCCUAGUGCAUGAUGCAGAGAGCCGGCUGAGGAACACCAGUGAGAUUAUGGGCUGUGACAACCAGAGUGGCACCAAGGGCUGCCUCCUCCUCACUGACAUCCUGCCCAUCCUGCAGUCCACACAACAACAGAUCCAGAUGGCCACCGACACACUGGAUGCCAUGGUACCACACCGAGAGUGGAGCUGGCAUGGCGCAGAAUUCAAAAGCAUCCAUGGGCAAAGGCACAGCUCGCCAAGUGCCAGAGAUCAGCUGAUCACUGUGUGCUGAAGGCUGGUCCAUUAGGGAGAACAGGGCACUGCCCCACCAACCUCAGUCUGCCCUUUUCCAUCCCUGCCCUUCCUGCCUUCUUCCUUACAACCAGUUCAGAGGGAGGCCAUGCCUGUCAGCUUUCUCCUCCUUAGUAUCAGUGUUGCCCUUAGAGAAAAUAGCAGGGUGAUAGGGACAAAACUAGAAUGAGUUGGCUCCGCCUCUCAUUGUCUCUGACUCUGCUUCCUGUUCCAGCCCACCAGCACCACUGACCACCAGAUACCACUGUAUCUGGAACUCGUAGAGCACUGUCCGCUGGGCUUCACAGAUCCUGACAAUUGGCUGAUAGUCAGCUUAUGAAGCCUGAUAUACAGCUACGUCUUUAUCUGCUGCACGCUUGGCAUCAUAUCAGAAGGUGGUGUAGAGCAGGUGACCUUGGCCAGAAUGGCCUGGCAGGCCAAAUGGGCAAUCUGGCAGGCUUAAUCAGGCCCCUGAGCCAGAGGUUCCCCAUUGAUGCUCUAGCCCCACAUCUUGUGUUUAUGGGAAGCUUGCAAGGAGUAUAUUAUUUUCAGAAGUGUAUUGCCAGAGAAGAGAGUUUUCUCCAGAAAAACAGAGGAUUUUCCCUCCUUCCCUUAAAGGAGUUUCCUGCUGAGAUGUCGCACCAGCCCACCAACUGGACCCACCAGGCACAGGAGUCUAGAGUGCUGGCCCAGAGGUAUGUUUCACAUAUUCACAAUUGAAUAUAUAAGUUCCAACUUAGAAUGGACUAAUGUGUUCACUGAUUUCAGUAGGGCGGCCCAGAGUGCGAUGAAGGCUGCGUACACACCAUAUGUUUAAAGCACAUUCCUCUGCCCCCCAAAAUCCUGAGUACUGUAGUUCACCCAAUUAAUCAACUAGUAGCAAUUGGACAGGGACACGUGGGUUAAACCACUGAGCCUAGGACUUGCUGAUCAGAAGGUCGGCGGUUCGAAUCCCUGCGACGGGGUGAGCUCCCGUUGCUCGGUCCCUGCUCCUGCCAUCCUAGCAGUUUGAAAGCACGUCAAAGUGCAAGUAGAUAAAUAGGUACCGCUCCAGCGGGAAGGUAAACGGCGUUUCCGUGCGCUGCUCUGGUUUGUUAGAAGCUGCUUAGUCAUGCUGGCCACAUGACCCGGAACCUGUACGCCGGCUCCCUCGGCCAAUAAAGCGAGAUGAGCGCUGCAACCCCAGAGUCGGCCACGACUGGACAAAAUGGUCAGGGGUCCCCUUUACCCUUUACCUAGCGAUUGGACUGGUGAGAUUGCCAGCAAUGCCAAAGUCACUCUGUUUUCUCUCUUCUCUCCACAGCCAUAUGGAGGCUGCAGCCUUGGUGGAGGACACUGCCCAAAAGGCCAUGCUCCUGUCCAAGAACAGCUACCACCUUCUACAGAGUAUCAUAGAGGACAAUGCAAACCUGGAGUUUAGGGGACAGAUGGAAGAGAGGUGAGCUCUUGGGGAUGUAGUCCAGCAUUCUUUUUCCACAGUGGCCAAGUGGGUGCCCAAAUGCAAAGCCUGUAAGCAUCUGCAGUUAUCAUAUUGUUGACCCUGAGUUACACUGUUCUCAGUUCUAGAGGGCAGGAGAAACAUAUAUACAGUAUUAGAAACAUCUUAAUUAUUAGCCAAUCAGUUCUAUCCGCAGCCAUUUUUUCCUGCGAGCAUGCAGACAAGAGUUCUCUGCCCCUCAACAAACCUUAACCUCAGAGAGGAACAGAUAUGUUUAGACUGAAGGCAAUGAGGAUGUUUUCAGUCCAGCUCAUCUGCUCCACAAAUGUUAUGGCCAUCUUCAUAAGCAUAUGAUUAACAUCAUAUGAGGGACCAUCAUAAUUUGCUUCAAGUUUUGAUCUAGGCAAAAUGAGGUGCAAAAAGAAAAGAAAAACCCAGCUCCUUAAUUGUUUUGCUAGUAUUUUCCUCUUUGAUGUCAGCUUUAAAUUUUGAUUUCAGUGACUCUGAAGUAAUGACUGGGAGUUUUGAGUCAGCAAAAAUGUCCCCUGGUCUUUCUCAGGAACUUCCAUUCCCAGACCAUGUGAUUGUGUAUCCUGCAUCAAUUUUCUAUUUCUUUUGUUGCCCUAUUGGCUCACAGUUUCCUUUGGCAUCUUCUCACAGCUACCAGAGAAUCCAAAAGGCACAGGAGGAGCUUGGCUUCCGGAUGGAAGAGGCUACAGCCAAAGCUGAGGAGACUUUUGCUUCAGUCCAUCAGGGCAGCAUGGCAAAGAACCUCACGCAGAUCAGUGUCAUAGAGCUGGUGAGAAGUGGGGAAUAAAUGUGCACUAAAUACACCCCCUGCCCCUUUUCACAGGACCAUGUCACAUAAAAAGGGAGGGAGGUAUGCCAUGGGUUGUGGCCAAUAGCAGUCCUACACAAAGUAGACCCAUUGAAACCAAUGGACAUGACUUAUUCCUAUUAGUUUCAAUAGAUUUACUCUGAAUAGGAGCUAGCUGAAUGCAACCCAGUGACUUUGGGGUAUGGGGGUGAACUUUAAGAAUCUGGGGAAUGGCUCUUACCUUUAAAAAUGAGGUGGCAAAGGCUUUUUUCUCCCCCACAUCCCUCAUUCUUGUGAGGAGUCUAUUUGGCUGUUAUUGGCUGACACAUUUUCCAAUUUAAUUAUAGUUUCCCCUGGAAACUUUACUAGUACCCAGGUAGAAAACUGUUGUUCACUGAUUGCUUUUUAUAAUCUCCCAUUGCUGUUUUACUAAGGGUAUCAUACCAUUUUUACUAAUUUGGUUUUAUUCUAUGGGGCUUUUCGUUUCAUUUUUGUAUUGCCAGUUUGAAAGCCACUGAGUGGUGGCAAUGCUGUAAUGACAACAACAAACCAUCUUGCUUGGGUCAGAUCACUUACCGUAUUUUUUGCUCUAUAAGACUCACUUUUCCCCUCCUAAAAAGUAAGGGGAAAUGUGUGUGCGUCUUAUGGAGCGAAUGCAGGCUGCGCAGCUAUCCCAGAAGUCAGAACAGCAAGAGGAAUUGCUGCUUUCACUGCGCAGUGAUCCCUCUUGCUGUUCUGGCUUCUGAGAUUCAGAAUAAUUUUUUUCUUGUUUUCCUCCUCCAAAAACUAGGUGCGUCUUGUGGUCUGGUGCGUCUUAUAGAGCGAAAAAUACGGUAAUAGAAAUUAAACUUCUUCCGGCGUUUCCUCCUACAGCGCCCCUUGGUUCAGCAGGCUGAAAAUCUUACUCAUUGUGCCAAUGAACUGGAGCACCUGGCAGAACAGAAUAAACACCUGGUGGCCAACGGAUCUCUUAUUGUAGAGGCCAAACUGGAGGGCGUGGCUCAGAGGAUGAAGGAGUUGGAACAAGUGAGUUACUCUCUGCUUGGGGCUACAUCUCAUUUCUAACCAGGACAAUUUGCACUGGCAGGAAUGACACAAUUCCUUUUCUUCUUCUGGCUGAGUGCUGUUGUUUGCAUUGACCAAAUGGCAACACUUGUCCACAAGAGGGUGCUGCUAUACAAUCCUAAAAAGUACAAAAUCCCUCUCAGUGUUCUGGCUGAGCGCUGCUGCUUACAUUGAGAAAAUAGCAACAUGUGUCCACAAGAGGGUGCCAUUCACUCCUGAGAUUACAAAAACAAAUCUUAUAACAAAGCAUCAAAAUAAAUUGAGAGAUUAAAAUGCAAUCAAACUGGCUUUAAAAGAGGAUUAGACAAAUUCAUGGAGGAUGAAGCCUUUCAAUAUCAACUAGCCAUGAUGAAAAUACUCUGCCUCCAUGGCUGGAGGCAAUACUGCUUUUGAAUACCAGUUACUGGAAAUCACAGGAGUGGAGAGGGCUCUUGUAGUCAGGUGCUGCUCGUGGGUGGGUUUCCCACAGGUGUCCGGUUUGCCACUGUGAGACCAGGAUGCUGGGCUAGAUGGGCUGCUGGCCUGAUCCAGCAGGGCUCUUCUUGCAUGCUUAUGUUAGCAUAAUAAUAAUAAUUUAUUAUUUAUACCCCGCCCAUCUGGCUGAGCUUCCCCAGCCACUCUGGGUGGCUUCCAAUCGAGUGUUAAGAACAAUACAGCAUUAAAUAUUAAAAACGUCCCUAAACAAGACCGCCUUCAGUUGUCUUUUAAAAGUAAAAUAGUUGCUCAUUGCCUUAUUGCCUUGACAUCUGCUGGGAGAGCAUUCCACAGGGCGGGCGCCACUACCAAGAAGGCCCUCUGCCUGGUUCCCUGUAGCUUUGCUUCUCGCAAUGAGGGAACCACCAGAAGGCCCUCGGCACUGGACCUCAGUGUCCGGGCAGAAUGAUGGGGGUGGAGACACUCCUUCAGGUAUACAGGACCGAGGCUGUUUAGCAUAACUACAAUAUAUCAUAAAAUUAUAUGUACUACCAGGGCUGCUGCACCAAACAGCUCUGCAGGCCUUUGGGAGGCAGAAGUGCAAGAGGGCAUCAAAGGAGGGAUGGAAGGAAAGAGGGACAGAGGCCAGUGCUGCCCACAACACCCCUGACCAUCACUCAAGGCAUCCCAUGGUGCCACAUCACACUAGCUGAAAACCACUAAGCUAAUGAAUAAAUAAUAAUCAUGCACAGAAAAGCUUUCUUUCUUACUUACUUUAUAUACUACCUUUCCCUCCAAGGAGCUCAAGGUGGUAUACAUGGUUCUCCCCAUUUUAUCCUCACAGCAACCCUGUGAGGUAUGGUAGGUAAUGGUAAAAGACCCGUGGAUGGUUAGGUCCAGUCUAAGGCAACUAUGGGGUGUGUCACUCAUCUUGCUUUUCAGGCCAAGGGAGCCGGCGUUUGUCCACAGAAAGCUUUCCAGGUCAUGUGGCCAGCAUGACUAAACUACUACUGGUGCACGGAGGACCGUGACAAGUGCCAGAGCACCUGGAAAUGCCGUUUACCUUCCCACGCAGCAGUACCUAUUUAUCUACUUGCACUGGUAUGUUUUCAAACUGCUAGGUUGGCAGAAAGUUAGACUGAGAGGCAGUUACUGGCCCAAGGUAAUAUUCAUGGCUGUGUUGGAAUUCAAACCCCGGUCUCCCUCGUCCCAGGCCAGUGCUCUAACCAUUACACCUCCCUGUCUCUCAACAGAAUAAAAACAACCAAAUAGCAGCAGGAAAAAAUAAGACAGUAAUGAUGUUAGUAACGGGUAUAUUGCUCUGAGCUGCUUUUCUUAGGCAAGUGGAAAACAAAGGAGGUCAUCUGCCAUGAGCAGCCCCAAAAGUGACAUUGGCAAACCUAACCCAUUUAAUGAUAUUGAGCCAAUGGGUAAAGCCAAUCAUACUGAAUCCUGAAAAUGACCCUUGGUUUCCCUCUCUCCCAGCUUGACUGAGAAUGCUUUAGGAUCAAUGCCAAAAUACUGACCUCAUACGAUUUUCCAGGACCCUCAGUACAUAGCUAAAACAAACCUUGAGGAAUAUUUAUACAAAUGAAUGAGUUGGAGGAGUUGUUUUCUGGUUGCAGAACAUGGCUUCAACACUAAUCCAUUUUGCAGGCUGAGCCUCUUGGGCUUGCUGAUCGAAAGGUCGGUGGUUUGAAUCCCCGCAACGGGGUGAGCUCCCGUUGCUUGGUCCCUGCUCCUGCCAACCUAGCAGUUCGAAAGCACGUCAAAGUGCAAGUAGAUAAAUAGGUACCGCUCUGGCAGGAAGGUAAACGGCAUUUCUGUGCACUGCUCUGAUUUCACCAGAAGUGGCUUAGUCAUGCUGGCCACAUGACCCGGAAAAACUGUCUGCGGAAGCAGACAAACGUUGGCUCCCUUGGCCAGUAAAGCGAGAUGAGCGCCACAACCCCAGAGUCGUUUGUGACUGGACUUAAUGGUCAGGGGUCCUUUACCUUUACCUAUGCCUACAGGAACACGUGUGAAGCCCUUCCUCAGUUGAGGCUUCCACGGUGAAUGGAGAGCUCCCAGUGCACACGGUUCAAAUCACCUGCAUUUAUAAAAAAAUAUUGCUGGAUCACUGUGAAUGUAUUUUGGAGCUACUAUUACAGUUGUAGCCCAGCCCCUCUCUCUCUCUCUCUCUCUCUCUCUCUCUCUCUCACACACACACACACACACACACAUACUUUUAAGAGAAUUUCUUUAAGAGCAGACUUACGGAUGUUUUCUAUCUCCCCUUUCUUGCUUUGAUAACAAGAUUGGGUAGUGCUUUUCUUAGGUACAUGGCAUGUUUCUGCCAAACUUAGGGACUCUCUUUUUAAAAAAUAAUGGUGCAUUUAAACAAAAUCUAGGUUGCCUCCAACACUGUGCAUGGAAAUGGUUGGUCUUUUAGUGUGACACCACCUACACUUUGGAACUCCCUGCUGAUUGACAGAAGGCGGGUACCUUUGCUGUACAGUACUUACUUUGGUACUGCUUAAAACAUUUUUGUUUAAUCAAGGCUGUCCAGGUCAAGCCAAUUUGUGUUUUAAUCUUUUAAUCCUUACUGUUGUUUUUAAUUAUAUUGUGAAUGUUUUUAUUUUUUAAAAAAAGAUAUUUAUUAAAAUUUUCAAAAUAUUACAAAAUGAAAAAAGAAAAAUACAAAAUAAAAGUAGUUAAAAACAACUCAAUCUUUCCGUUACUUACCUUUCAUUGGCUUGUUUCCCGGACCUCCUCGCGCCUCCCUUUUUUGUAUUCCAAUUCCGUUUGUUAGUUCAGCAAAUCCUUCCCCUCUUUGUUUAUCCUAGUCUUUAAUCUUAAAAUAUUAUGACAUUGAAUUUUAACCUAUUAAUAAUCCAUUUUUCAUAUUCCCUUAUAAUAUUACAGCUAAAAAUCACUUAAUUUCUAUCCAACAUCAUUCUAACAUUCAUUAAUUUUGCAAUAUUUCUGUAGAUAGUCUUUAAACUUUUUCCAAUCUUCUUCCACCGACUCUUCUCCCUGGUCUCGGAUUCUGCCAGUCAUUUCCGCCAAUUCCAUAUAGUCCAUCACCUUCAUCUGCCAUUCUUCCAGGGUGGGUAGAUCUUGUGUCUUCCAAUACUUUGCAAUAAGUAUUCUUGCUGCUGUUGUGGCAUACAUAAAGAAAGUUCUAUCCUUCUUUGACACCAAUUGGCCGACUAUGCCCAGGAGAAAGGCCUCUGGUUUCUUCAGGAAGGUAUAUUUAAAUAUCUUUAUCAAUUCAUUAUAAAUCAUCUCCCAGAAAGCCUUAAUCCUUGGGCACGUCCACCAAAGGUGAAAGAAUGUACCUUCAGUUUCUUUACAUUUCCAACAUUAAUAUCGGGCAGAUGAUAGAUUUUUGCAAGCUUGACUGGUGUCAUGUACCACCUGUAUAUCAUUUUCAUAAUAUUCUCUCUUAAGGCAUUACAUGCCGUAAACUUCAUACCUGUGGUCCAUAACUGUUCCCAGUCAGCCAUCAUUAUGUUAUAUCCAACGUCUUGUGCCCAUUUAAUCAUAGCAGAUUUCAUCGUUUCAUCCUGAGUAUUCCAUUUCAACAGCAAGUUAUACAUCUUUGAUAAAGUCUUAGUUUUGGGUUCUAACAGUUCUGUUUCUAAUUUUGAUUUUUCCACCUGGAAGCCAAUUUUCUUGUCCGAAUUAUAUGCCUCCAUUAUCUGAUAAUAAUGAAGCCAAUCUCCCACUUUAUUUUUUAGUUUCUCAAAACUCUGCAGUUUCAAUCUGUCUCCCUCUUGUUCCAGAAUUUCCCAAUAUUUCGGCCAUUUGGCCUCCAUAUUGAGCUUUUUCAGUGCUUUCGCUUCCAUCGGUGACAACCAUCUUGGGGUUUUAUUUUCAAGUAAAUCCUUAUAUCUUAUCCAGAUAUUAAACAAUGCUUUCCUGACAAUAUGGUUUUUGAAUGCUUUAUGUGCUUUGACCUUGUCAUACCAUAAAUAUGCAUGCCAUCCAAAUACAUUAUUAAAACCUUCUAAGUCCAAGAUGUCUGUGUUUUCAAGAAGCAGCCAUUAUUUCAACCAGCAAAAGGCUGCUGAUUCAUAAUAAAGUUUAAGGUCUGGCAGGGCAAAUCCGCCUCUUUCGUUUGCAUCCGUUAAUAUUUUAAAUUUUAUUCUAGGCUUCUAUCUUGUGAAUGUUUUUAAUACCUAUUUUUAAGUGUGUUUUAUUAAUAGCUUUAAAGUUUUAUUUUUUGUGUGUGGCUCAUUAGAGGUUUUAUUAUAAUUAAACAGAAUAUAAACCUUGUGAAAUAAACAAAUAGGCAAAACAGGUGGGGGUAGAAAACCCUGAUCAUUUUUGUUUUUUGUAGCUAUGGCAAAGGACAAAUGACGCCCACACACAGGCAUCCUCAUCGCUCUCAAAGGGGGAGGCUGUGCUCUCCGAAACAAAGACCUUGUUGGCUACCUUGGAUGGUAAGAAAAGAGUGCCUGAUCAAUUACCUCCAUGAUGAGUAGGCUACCUUGAUUUAUAUCUAGAUCAGCCUUGGCCAACCUAGAACCCUCCAUAUGUUUUUGGACUGCAACUCCCAUUGGCCCCUGAGAGGACAGCGAUAUCAUAGAAUCAUAGAGCUGGAAGGAACCAUGAGAGUCAUCUAGUCCAACCCCCUGCAAUGCAGGAAUCUCAGCUAAAGCAUCCAUGACAGAUGGCCAUCCAACCUCCACUUAAAAACCUCCAAGGAAGGAAAGUCCAACACCUCUCAUGGGAGUCUGUUCCAUUAUUGAACAAGUUCUUCCAGAUGUUUAGUCGGAAUCUCCUUUCUUGUAAAUUGAAGCCAUUGGUUCAAGUCCUACCCUCCAGAGCAGGAGAAAACAAGCUUGCUACAUCUUCCAUAUGACAGCCCCUUAGGAUACUUUUGUUAUCCAACGGUAUUUCGCUUUCCAUUCUUGAGUUGGGAAUAGAGUAGUUGUUUUAGAAGACAAUAAUCAGACAUCCUGACAACAUGACCAGUCCAACAAAGUUGAUGUUGAAGAACAUUAAACUGUCUGUGUAGCAGUUACACAAAUGCAUGCUUACUGUUCCGUAAAGGUAGAUCUUAAUUCUUAUCACCCACAGAAAGGGGUUGACCCUUCUAUCUCCCACCUGGAAGCUUCCCUUUCUUCUCCCAGCCUCCCACCCUGGGAGAACUUCCCCUUCCUGCCUCUCACACAGGGUCCUUCACCAACUAGCCAUCACCUUCAUUUGCAUAUAGUGCCCUCAUUGACUCAUAAAAAAAACAGAAGCAAAAACAAAGAAAAGAAAGAAAAAGAAACAGGAAGAUAAAAAUAAUACAAGAGUGAGAAAAGAAAGGGAGGGAGAGAGAGAGAGAGAGAGAGAGAGAGAGAAAGCACUUAUUCUCAAUCAGGAUAGAUAGAUAGAUAGAUAGAUAGAUAGAUAGAUUCAACGUAUUCAGUCCAGAAUGAUAUCCAGCUAUUCCUCCUUCUACUAGGCAAUAUUUUUCCAGUCAUCAUACCCAGACGCCUCAAGUCAAUUCCUGUUCCCUUCCACACAAAAAGUUUAAAAGGGGUUCUCCUGUUGCUGUUGUUGUUGUUGUUGUUGUUGUUGUUGUUAAUAAGUGCCAACAAUAGUCUUCCUCCAGUCCAGCAUAACAACUUUACCUCCAAAAACUUUAGCAACACUUCAUGUUGAGAAACAAUAAAUCCUUCAUCUUUAUUCAUACAGGAGUCUCUCCACUAUGGUCAUAUAUUAAAACAGUAAUCUAUAGUUAUUUGCUUAUUGUAUAUUCAUAAAUUCAAGCCCAGUUCAAUAUAUUCCAUUCCCAUUUCCCAUUGGCUGCAAUUUCCAUCCUAAGUUUAGCAAAAGGGGGGGAAAAGAUCCUUCCAUUUUAGCUUCUUCAAACCAUAGUCUCCCAGGUCUGAUGCGCUAACCAUUACACCACACUAGAUCUCAAUAUCAUAAUCAGGAUAACCAAGCUCUUUACUCCCUUGCCAUCAGGGAUGAAGAGGUUGGGUGCACGUCACACGCGCCAGUCUGCCACAAACAGGAAAAUGACAGUUGUGCGGGAUCGGGCAAUAGCAGAGGCCCAGAAGAAGACCAGACAAGCUCAGAAGAUUCUGGGAGAUUCCUUUUCAGUCUCUGCUGAGGCCCAGAAAACUGCCAACAAUGCAGAGUUAGUCGCAAAGGAAGGCGCUAAGGUAUGAACAGCCCACACCUGUGAAGCUUAAGGCCUACUGUUAAGUUCAGCCCACUUCUCCUGAGGGGUGAGGUCCUCUAGAGGAGCACAGGGCUUGCCUGGGUUUGGUUUCCUUUGGAAGGAGUUCCCUGGGGGUUUCUUAGUGCCUCAUAUUAUUUGUGUUCAUUUACAAACACACAGGUUGAGCAUAGAGGCUGCAGCAGCCCACAGCACCCAGUAGACUUCAGGGCUGAAUGGGGAUUUGAACCCUUAGGUCCUAGCAUGAUGCUCUUAACCAUGACACCACCCUAGCUUGACCCUGCCUGCUAUUUCUUUUAGAUUUCCCACCCUCUAAUGGCCCUCCACAGCAACCCAUCCUCCUCACCUGUUUUUGUCAUCCUCUUCAACAGAAGGCGCAGGACACACUCAGAGAAGCAAAGAGGGAGAAAAAGCGUGUGGAUAAACUUAAGGCACGUGUUGCUUUGACCGUGGCAGAAGCCUCCAGGCAGAAGCGCGAGUCUGAAGAACAUGGCAAUGACCUCGCUGGACCUGGACAAGUCAGUGAUGGUUUGGAUUCAUUAGCUGGAGGGGGUGCACUGCUAGGGUUGUUGAAGGACCAUAGCUCAGGGGCAGAGGAUCUCCUUUACAUGCAGAAUCCCCAGCAUGUCCAGGCAGGGCUGGGAAUGUCCCCUGUCUGAAAGCCUGGAGAGCCACUGCCAGUCAGUGUCGGCUAUACUAAGCUAGAUGGACCCCAGUAGUCUAUGACUUAGUAUAGGGCAGCUUCCUGAGUUUCCUGUGGUAUCCCUUUUUAAAGAACAUGACUCCACUUUCCAUAAAUCUUUGGUUUACUCUGAAUAUUGUUUGUUUGCGCCAGGGAUGAGGAACCUUUUCAAGCCCAAGGGCUGCCUUCCUUCAUGUGCAGCCUUUCAGGGGCCGAAUGCUGAUGGUGGAUGUGGUGGGUGUGGGAAAGCAAGAGGCAUCAUUGCAGUUCAAGGACACGUGAAAUCAUUAGAGGAAGGUGCAGAGUAGGGCCCGUGAGAGGUGUGGCCUGGGCACAGUCCCAAUGGCCAGAUAGGGAAGCCUGGGGGGUCCACUUUCGCCCCCUGGCUCUGAGGUUCCCCAUUUUACAACAUGUGCUCCAUGUCUUACGUUGAUAUAUCUCUAGAGCCAUAUCCAUGGACUGAUCACCUAUUUCAGGGUGGGGGCACCUUUUGCAACCCAAGGGCUGCACUCCUUUGUGGGGAACUUUCGUGGGUGGGGGCCUACAUGCCAGUGGCGGAUGUGGCCAGAGGCAAAACUGGGCAGAGCCAUGGAUGUGACCUGUUCCUUUGUCAGGAGAUUACAUACUAGCCAUCCAAAAACCAGAGGUUUGGACACACACACCAUACAUCUUUCCAACCAGGCAAGCGAGAGGCAUGACCACAGUUUAAGGAUGCAUUCCAGGGAGGCAAAAGCACUUGGAGAGGUUGCAGAGAAUGCCUGGAGAUGGGUGUGCGGCAAGGAGAGCAGGGCAGGGCCUCAGGAGAGCCCCAAGAGCUGGAUAGGGACAGGCCUAGAGGGUUGCUUUUGUCCUCUGGGUCCAAGAUUCCCCACUGUUGCGCGUGUCAAGGGGUUAAAAGAUACCUUUGUGGUCCCUGCCAAUCCUACAAUUCUAACGCACAGACAAUCUCAUCGGAAGGUUGCAGCGGAGAUGAACGAUCUUGAGAAGAGCCUCCGAAAUGCCCAGGGCUCCUUGGAGAUGGACAUUGCGACGCUGAACAGCCUACUCACCAGUCUCGGUGAGCAACCAACACCACUUGGCUGUUUUUAUUUCCAUUGAGUGUGGUGUGAGAAUAGUUGGUUGCAAGCAAUUCAAGGAAGCGCAAUGAACCUCAUAAGUCCAGAGAACAAGGCCGGCCCUGUUGUUAGGCAGAAUGAAAUGAGUGCAUCAAGCGGCUGAUGGGAAUGGCAAAGAGCAGCAGUGAAUGGCAGAGCUGUGUGUGGCCUGUGGCCUGCCCUGGCUUUGUCCUUUUGCAGGUGCAGUUUGGAUUCAAACUGCUUCUCCAAAGGUGCUCACUGUCUAUGUUGAGCUUUAUAACGUCAGGUGAUUGACAGGUCGGCAGCCCCACCCACCUGCCAUAGUUGGUUUACAGGGUGUGUGUAGGAGAAUGAAAGAUCUGGCAUGCCCGUCAGAUCCAAUUCCUUGCUCCUGCAGUAGCAUCCUGGGCACACCUGUGAUGCAGCUGAAAGCUCAGCACUUCCUGUGCCAACCACAAGAGGGCAGCCUUUCCUUUAAAACUGGUCACCUUCUUUUCAUAAUGGUUUCUAAGAACUACAGUGAGCUUUAAUCCUAAUGUUGCAAUCAAUAGCCUUUGGGGAUUAAUGAGUGUUUGCCAAAUGUUGUGCCUUGAACAAAAGCCUGGCAGGUAAAAAUUAAGCAGGCAGACUUAUCCCCUGCCACCAGGUCCAUGACGGGCAAAGCUUUCUGCUCGCAAGGCUGUGUUAAGGGCUCUGAGGGAUAUCUCAGUCAGUAGAGCAUGAGACUCUUAAUUUCAGGCAAAAGAUUCCUGCAUCACAGGGGGUUGGACUAGAUGACCCUUGGGGGUCCCUUCCAACUCUACAAUUUUAUGAGCCUAUGAGACAGAAGAAAUCGGGGACUCUAAGAUGAUACCUGAGCCUUACUUAAAGCUGCAGUAUAUUUUACAGAUAUAUUAUUAGGAACACCCUCCAAUGCUAAGUCAGUUGAGCAAAGUGUAUGGAAAGGUGCCCAGCUUUUAUGUUUGGGAGGUGUUUUUUUAAUCCUUUAGAAAACACAUAAACUGCUUGAUCAAAAAGGUUCUCCAAAUAAAAUUGGUGCAAAACACAGAUAAACUCAGCAGUCCAAUGAAAGACAAACAUACCUGAAACCAUCAUCAUUGAAACAAAUAUAUUUUAAAGACCCAAAUCUAUGGAGAGCCAUCAUCAUUAAAAUCAAAGAUAAAAACGAAUAAAGCUUUUAAAACACCUAGAGGUAUCUAGAUUGCAUAUCUAGGUACAAAAAAAGUUUUCAGCAAGUGUCUACAAAAAUAUAGUUAGGGGGUAUCUGUCUAUUGUCAAACUGGGAAUUUUAGGAACAAGGCAGAAGUUGCAGGAGUCCAACUAAGUCUGAGGUCUUAUCCACACUUACCUUUUGCCUCACUCUUUCUAGGCACAGUUCUGCGCUCAAAAGCUCUGUUUCUUGUGGGUUCCCCAUCCCCCCCCCCCCCGUGGAUUGCCAUUUGCUCCACUUUACCUUUAAGGAGUGGAUUUUUGCAGGGAAAGCUCUGGAGCAGGAUGGGCAGCACUCAGAGCAAAGCACACUCUGUGCCUGGAAAGAACAGAGGAAAGUUAAGUGUGGAUAAGCCUUUACUCAGAGUAAGCCCAUUGAAAACUAAUGGACCAAAGUCAGUCAUGUCCAUGAACUACAGUGGGUCCACUCUGUGUAGGACUAACUUUAGAUAUGACCCUGCUUUAAGGAACUUCAAGGGAAAGAGAGUUCAUGAAUAGAGGUUUCAUUUAUACCUCUUGCUAGGAUUGCUUCCUGAGAGGGGAAGCUUUGUGCCUUUUAAGUAGCUGCAAUCGCUGGCAGAGGUUCACCAGGUCCCAUCAGCACAUUCUCAGGAGCUCUUGUCAGAAAAAGACGCAGAGAACCACACUAUUGCAGGGUAAGGGGUGGUGAAGGUGAACCAAACAGUUUAAAACAAAUGGGCUUUCAUUUGUAAAGUGUGUAUUGGGGGGGGGGGGUUGCAUCCAUAGUGGUGCUCAGUCACAGUUCUGCCAGUACAAAGAUUUAUGUUUGUACAACAGGACUUUCCCCUCUGCUCCCCCUCCCCACGCAUCCUCUACUAAACUUGUUCCAGGGGUUUCCCCAACCCUCUGAAGAUAGGGAGGAGAGGGUGCAGGAUGUGUGUGGGGAGUGGGGGAAAGCCCCAUGGUGUAAGUGGAAAUCUUCACACUAGCAGGACACAUUAAUUGGAUACCCCGCUUUAUGCUCAGGGAAUAUGUUUCUUUCCUGUCUAUUAUGAUGCUUUAAAUGUGGAUCUUCUUGCAUUUUUCUAUUUGAUCUUCAGCAGCAAUGUUUCAUUUUUAUAUUUGGCCAUGUUUUAUUUUAGCAUAUUAUAAGAUUUUAGUUGAUGUUUUAAAGUAGUAAACUACUUGGGGUGGGGGCAGAGAAUGUGAAGUGGUAUAGAAAUGAUUGAAAUAAAUAAUAAUACAUAAAUGUGUUUCUCUUUCCUAUCCCCACCCCUUAACCCAUUCCCUGGCCAGGCAACAUAGAUCACAGUGCUCUGUCAGAAGCUGCACUGAACUUGAGCCAAACCCAGCUGGAGCACUUGCAGUCAAACCUGGCGGGAUCUGGUGCCCUGGGCCAGCAGCUGAGUACCUUGCAGCAUGAGGCUGAAACCCAGAGGGAGAGGAUCGAGGCCUUCGAGAGGGACUUGGCGGAGAUCCAGAGCGACAAGCAGAACCUGGAAUCCAUCCUCCAGAGCCUGCCCAGCAGCUGCUCCAGCAGGAAGUGACACGGUCUCCUUAAACGUGCUCCAGAGCACCAUCCCUGGCAGCGCAAGGAACUGAAGGCUUAAGGAACAUGGCGCGGAGGGAGGGAAAGAUGCAUGAAGGUCCAUACCAUGGAGAAAAUGUCAGGAUGUAAGAGGGAUUUGAUUCAGUUCACAGUUAAAGGCAAAUCUACCCCACUGAGCUUUCUGAAACAAUAUGCAAACUGAAACACAGCCACCCUUCCAAAAUUCACACUUCUCCAAGCUUUGCAGUGCAGUUCUCCAGCCAAGUAAUGUGUACAGAAAUGCACAAGUAUGGGAGUAAAGUGUGCCUAGGAAUGCAUGUACAGUAGUACCCCCAGUUACGUAACCCUCUGGUUUCGUAAACUUCGGGAUGCGAAAGCGGCAAACCCAGAAGUAUUUGCCCAGGUUUUGCCGCACGCACGUGUGCAGAAAUGGUCCUCAGGUUGCAGAAACUUUGGGAUCCUACCGGACCUCUGGAACGGAUCCCGUCCGCAACCAGAGGUACCACUGUAUUGGUGAAAAUAACAUACAGCAAUGCAUUGUAUUAGGGAAGAUUAGUUUGCAAAAAUGUGCAUGUUAGGGAGAAAUUUGUACUAAAAUGCCAAUGAGCUUUUCACAAGGACUUUAAAAUAAAUUGCAGACUGGUGUGGAAAUGCGGAGAACUGAACUGGAAGAAAGAGAAAGGGAGAAAAUCCAAAAUUGCCAGAUCCGUCCAUUUCCUAAGGAGAUGUUCCCAUGGACAGACAUUGACAAAUGAGUCUAAGGGGGGGGGGGGGGCAGAACAGAAUGUUAUGUAAGUUUAACAGUGUACAGAUGAUAGCGUUGAACACUGCAAAUAGUAUUCAAAUUCUUUUAUGAAUUUCACCAUUGUCCAGUCAUUGUCCUUAUAGUUGGUAUGGUUUUUUUGCAGCAAUAAGUAAAACCUUAAACAAAAUAUAAAAAGUUUAAAUCCUCAGGAAGACAAGUUCAGUGGUGUUUCUGUACAUCAUUUCUGGGACUCUGCCAUUGUCUUAGGUCAAAACCAGUUUUGCAUGUCUUUAUAGAGCUUCAGACUGUGUUGUGGAAAAGCCAAAAACUAAUGCCCUAUAAAUGCGAUAAACACUUUUGUCAUUAAAUGGUGGACAUCUAAUGGAUGGCACACAUGGCAGAUAGUACAAUUUCUUCCAGUUCCUAUGCUUGCAGUUUUGGAGCUGUUUUUACAGAUUUUCACUCUUUUCCUCCCUACCCUCUGCCUCAAAACAUGUAGCCCUUAAAAAGGGAGUAAAAAUGUGCAAUUUCCCAUAGCCAUGGAAUUGACUGAAACAGAAGUCGCGUGAUUGACUGAACCUAAAUAUGCCAUGCAACCUGGUCUAGUUUAUUUCCACUGCUCCAUUGAUUUAGAGUUGGGGUGUGGAGGAAGCAGCUGCAAUAAAGAAGGAUGGGGAGAACCCUCUUCAGCAAGUCUUCUUCCCUUUCUUCCCAUUACCUUGUCAAAAUAUCAGUUCCUUAGAUCAGAGCUAAUGACACAGAAGUGGUGAAAAAGAAGAUUCACCCAUUGCUUGGCGGAAAUAACUGUCUGUAAACAGCCUCUGCCAAUCCUUUUCCACCCAACAGUUCACUUCGCCACAGAAUUUCUGCCUGCAAUGGAGGCUGGCUAUUUGGGUGAAUGGGACUCUGCCCAACCAACCUCAGUCGGCUCCCCACCAGACCUCACUUGGCUGCAUUUUUCCUUGCCUCCAAUCCAGCAGUUGGCUCUUCCUGUUUUGGGUUUCUCUUCAGUUUCAGUGUUGCCCUUGUAUAAUUCUGCAGGGAGAAAGAUGAGGGAAGUACUAGAAUUAGCUGGCUCUGUCUGUUAUUGACUCUGGCUCCACCUUGUGUUGGGCUCCCUGCGUUCUGCCCUAGCAGUUGCAGUGGGCACCAGCCACCAUUUCUUCUCUCUGACCUUUUACCUGAGGACUCAGUAGUCUGACUAUAAUGCCAGCCUUUGCAGUCCACAGAUGACAAUGGGCCAUCAAAUGGGUUUCAAACAGGUGCUUUUAUUCCAACUAAUUUCUUUCAAAUGGAAAGCCUUUGUAAAUACAUCAUUUGGAAGAUUCUUGUCUUGGUUUUAAAAAUAGAGGACUUGAUGUUU